GUUACGAAACCUGCAGUUAGUGGGCGUGGUCACUGCCGGCUCACAGCGGAGGUCGUAGUGUGUAUCCCAGGUCUCGGUGUGAUGUCAUAGAGAUUACGUCACGGUGGAAGUGUUGGAGCCGUCACACAGUCGCCGUUUCGCCGCCUGUCCUCCCGGAUGGCGCACCGUUGCCUGCUCCUGUCCGGGGCCGGGCGAGCCUUCACCGCAGCCCUAACCCCACUGCUGAAUAACAGUGCAGCCCGCCAGGCAGGGGCCUGCUGUGUGAGGAGGGUAAGUCACCUUCUGAUGGCUGUAGCAGGGGCAGCCAUGAUCGGCAGCACGGUGGCCGAACGGUGGGUAGACCAGGAGCCUUUAUAACUCCUACAACACAUGGCCAGCAUUAAAGGCAGACCCACAGCUAUUAAACUGCAAAUCCAAUGAUGCUUUGCCAGCUUUUACAUUAAAGGACCGCUGUAGGCACCCAGACCACUUCAGCUCAAUGAAGUGCUCUGGGUGCCAGGUCCAGCUGGUUUCAGAGAAACUGCUAUGUUUACCUCUGAGGUUUAGCCAGCCUCUAGUGGCUGGCUUCUGGACAGCCACUAGAGGUGCAUCUGUGACGCUGGAGGCACAUUGCGCGUCUAUAGGAAAGCAUUGAGAAAUGCUUUCCUAUGGACACUUUGACUGCGUGCGCCGCACUUGCCGCGCAUGCGCAUUCAGCCCCACUGACAUGAGACGGGGAGGAGAGGUCACCUCUCUUGCCGCGCAUGUGGCGGAUGACGUCGGAAAAGGGAGGAGAGUCCCCAGCGCUGGAGAAAGGUAAGCGUUUAACCCCUUCCUCCCCCUAGAGCCCGGCAGGUUUGGGGGGGUGGGGGGGGAGGGACUUAUUAACACUAUAGUGCCAGGAAAACUAGUUUGUUUUCCUGACACUAUAGUGGUCCUUUAACAGAGUAUGAUGGGCAUUGUAGUUAUAUAACACCAGGGGCUUUCCCCUUUCUUCACCAGCCUUCAUCUGGAAUUACAGGGCUCUUCACUGAUCUGUGGUUACCCACAUGUAUAGUUGGCCAGUGAGGGUGCUCUGCGAUGGGUGUUGUCUGGGCUAGUGGGGGUGCUCUGCAAUGGGUGCUGUCUGGGCCAGUGAGGGUGCUCUGCGAUGGGUGCUGUCUGGGCUAGUGGGGGUGCUCUGCGAUGGGUGCUGUCUGGGCCAGUGAGGGUGCUCUGCGAUGGGUGCUGUCUGGGCCAGUGAGGGUGCUCUGCGAUGGGUGCUGUCUGGGCUAGUGAGGGUGCUCUGCAGUGGGUGCUGUCUGGGCCAGUGAGGGUGCUCUGCAGUGGGUGCUGUCUGGGCCGGUGAGGGUGCCCUGCAAUGGGUGCGCACCAUAACAGCAAUGCAAAAAAAACCAAACAACCCUAUAAUACACGUAAACGAAAGGGUAAAUAAUAAAAUACGCUAAAAUACACUUUUACCUUAAAUAAUCCAUAUUAUUAUUUAGUGGUGUCCUAUAGGUAAAGGUGAGUUUCAUAAUAAAUGCUGAAAUGCAUCAUAGUUGUCACGUGUACACUCACUGUCGCAAAUAUACUAAUGAGAGGUGGUGGACACGAAAUCUCUGCAAGGUUUAUAUGCAUAAAUGUAGAGGGAUGACUUUUUUUUCUUCGGUGCUGGGUUUUACAUUUGGUUGUCAUCUGUAAUACCAACAUAGUAUGUUGGUAUUGCACUCGUAAUACCAAUUUUAAGGUGUGGCACGUCAUCAUUGUGUUACGGCAAAGCAAUCAAAGCAUUAUAAUCAUUGACAAUAAAGAGACACUUUUUCAUGUAAGAGAUUUUGUUUGGGUAUAAAAAUGGUGUAUUCAUUGUAUUUGCAAGCUUGACAUAUGAUUGCAGAUCUCUUCUCUCAGUAUUGUACACAACCCAAUGGCUAACUAGAAGUUAGCAAACUAUUUGUUAUGCUAUGCUUUUUUUCCUCUUCAAUUCUGAGAUAAAAAAAAAAAAAGACAGACAUAGACUGCUUAGUUGUCCUGGCAUGGCUUGAGCUUCCCUUUGAAAUUAAUUUAGUCACUGUGGCGCCAUAUGCACCAUAAACUUGUGUAUGGUACUAUGGAAUGAAUGCCUGAACGCACAUGCAUUUAUAUGGCAUGUAUCUCCAGGUGACUGACACAGCCUGCAUGGAAAAAACAUGGUUUCAUUUUCAGUCAGAUGUUACAUUGAAAGUUAUCAUCUCCUGUUCUGUAAAUUGAACUUUCAUUACAUACAGGGGGCUCUUGCAGGUUCUAGCAAGCUAUUAGCAGAGCAGGAGAUAAGAAAUUCUAAAUUAAACAGAAUCUGCAAUAAAGAAAUUAUAGACAUUAGAUUAUUCUUUACAGUAAGUGUUUAGGAAGGCCACGCACAGGGAGGUGUGACUAGGGCUGCAUAAACAAAGUGAUUAACUACUAACUAGCACAGAAUUGAGCAGUGAGACUGCAGGGGCAUGAUCUAUACACCAAAAAUACUUCAUUAAGCUAAGUUGUUUUGGUGACUAUAACGUCCCUUUAAAGGUGAAUUCCAAAGAGCAACACAACUUUUAUGUAAGUUACCACUUUAAGACUUCAUAUUUAGCUGUAAUAUUUUUUUUUUUUUUUGCUUGUUUGAUUUUGUAUAUAUAUUUUGCAAUGAAUAAAUAUUUAGCAGCAUCCUGUUUCUCCCAUUUUAAAACAUUUCUUGCUGGUUUCUGUAUUUGGUAUAUGAGGCAACAGCUGUACCCACUUUCUGUCCAUCCUUCCUGACCAGUGUUUCUCCAAUAACACAGUUAUCCGUGUCAUCAGGAAGCACAGCAGUGGCUUCACCCUUGCUCUGAGCAGGACUGUAACUUUGAAAUCUUAGAGUCAGAAUCACAAGCAGUUUCUUAUUGCCAGGUUUAUUGAUGAUGAAAAAGACAAAGCCUCAUAUGCAUCUUCAAUUAUAUGGCUGUCUGCAUGGUUUUAUGGGAUUGCAGAAUUUUACAGUAUAUGUGCGGUGUGCUUUGCCUUUCUUAAAUGACAUGCAUUCCUAAAUAAUAAAAAGGAAGUAAUUUGUCAUGAAUUAUUUGCCAGUGUACAGUAUAUGCUGGCAUAGUUUAUUAUAAUCCAUUGUUAAAGCGGUGCGGUCAUUAUGCAGGUUUUGGGUUUAAAUGCGUUGUUUUUGUCCUUCUAUUUACCUUGAUUUUUUUUUUUCAGUUCAAUUUGUUAGUUCUACCUGAGAAAAUGUAAAUACUACUGUUUAUGUAAAUUGUGCUUUAUUUAUUUUUUCCUUUUUUUAAAUUGCAUUAGGCAAACCAUUAAACAAGAAAGUUCAGAGCAAUUUCAGCAGGCAAGUUAGGUUGAGCUUCAGCUUGCCAGAUAACAAUAGAAUCCACUAUGGCUGCUUGGCCAGAAAAAGUAAAAUUUAAAGACAAAUCUAAGUACAUACGUUAAAAAAAAAACUUUAUUCUGUUUUAUCAGAUGUAGUAAACGAUAGAAUAAUAAAUAAGAAGUGAAAAUUUGAUAGCAGUUGUCCUUUAAAGAAAAAAAAAUAUAUAUUUUUAAAUGAAGUGUGUGUGUGUGUGUGUGUGUGUGUGUAUAUAUAUAUAUAUAUAUAUAUAUAUAUAUAUAUAUAUAUAUAUACACACAUUACUAACUUUAGUAUAUGAAAGAAUCCUCUAGUGAUAUGCAUGCACCAUAGGUCCAACAGUGUUUGAAAACCUGCAGUACUAGAGAGACUAAAUAUAUUGAUAUUGAGAUUCAGCACAAGGAAGACAUAAGACAUAAAAUUUCAAGGGCUGUGGGUAGUAUCAACCCUUGACCAUACAUGACCACUACAGACCGCUGUACCCCAUGGCUAGUUACUAUCCUCUUUCCCCUUUCUGUUUAGCAUGGCUUUGAAGUAAUAUACUGAUAAUAAGAGACCAGUAAUUGGAUGCGAGUGAGCGCCAUAUCAUCAGCUCACACAUGUAUAUUGGUUAAGGUACACUGUGCACCUUCAGAUCAGGAAGACAAAUUGUGAAAAGGGGAGGAUGGGCUAACAAGGUGAGUUAUGCUGCAGAUAGCCGCAAAAACUGGAAAAUUUAUUCAAAUUUACUGUUAUUGUUUUCUGGUAAUAUACCAUGGCAGCACAACAAUGACUACAACUCCUCCCAAAUCAAAAUGUACAGGAACACCUACUAAUUAACCCUUUAAGGACGGAGCCAAAUGUACACGUUGUGAACAAAACAAAAUGUAAACAAAACCCGGCAUUUGUGCUACAUGUCUGGCCAAAGUUAGCGUUAGUAUUUGUUUGUGUGUGAAAAAUGCAAAAAAACGCCAAUUUUGGCCAGUGUUUGUGACUAAGUGGCUACUAAAAAAGACUGGACAUACCCCGUUUGCAAUACCUUGGGUUGUCUACUAUUGCAAAUGGUAUGCCAUCAUAGGGGUAAUUUUCAAUCUUGGGCUACCAUAGGGUCUCAAAGGCAACCUAACCAAUCUGGUGAAUUUUAAUGUGAAAAAAAUGAAACGCAAGCCUUAUAGUUGACGCUGUAACUUUUGAAAAUACCAUAAAACCUGUACAUGAGGGGUACUGUUGUACUUGGGAGACUUCGCUGAACACAAAUAUUUGUGUUUCAAAACAGUAAAAAGUAUCGCAUCAAUAAUAUCGUCCGUGUAAGUGCUGUUUGUGCGUGAAAAAAUGCAAAAAACGUCACUUUUACUGGCAAUAUCAUCGUUGUAAUAUAUUUACUGUUUUGAAACACUAAUAUUUGUGUUCAGCGAAGUCUCCCGAGUAGAACAGUACCCCCCAUGUACAGGUUUUAUGAUUUCUUGGAAAGUUAUAGGGUUAAAUAUUGUGCUAGCAAAUUAAAUUCCCUUUACUCUGGCAUGGGUUGUCAGGCAGAUCCCGCUAAUUGUAAUUAAUUAAGAUACCUAAUUAUGUAAAAAUAUUACAUAAAUAUAUAUGUAGAAUUAAUAUAUGUAUGUGUGUAUAUAUAUAUAUAUAUAUAUAUAUAUAUAUUCUAUAUAAUUUUUUUUAAAUAUUUUUAUUUAUAUAUAGGUGUGUGUAUGUAUGUAUAUAUAUAUAUAUAUAUAUAUAUAUAUAUAUAUAUAUAUAGUGAUAUAUACGUAUAUAUGUAUGUAUAUAGAUAUAUUAAUUUCACAAUACAGUUAGAACGAAAUAACACACAUUUUUUUAUUUUUUUAUUUUUUUUUAAUUUAACGUAUUUACAUAUUUUUUUUAUAUUAUAUAUAAAUAUAUAUAUAACAAUAAUUAUAUAUAUAUUUAAUCAGUAUCAGUCUACGUGUAAUUUGAUAUUAAUAUAUAUAUAUAAUAUAUAUAUAUAUAUAUAUUAAUAGUAAAAUACACCUAGACAGUGUACGUGUGUAUUAUUAUUAUUAUUAUUAUUAUUUUUAAACUUUUUAAUUUAUUUUUAUUUUCAGCCAGCAGGGGGACCACCUGUCAUUACAGGCAGCCCCCCUGCUGGCAAUGCAGGAGGCAGCUAUCCCCGGCCAUGUGAUUGUGAGGUCCUCGCAAGGACCCCACUCUCACAUGGCCGGGGGGCUUCCUGGACGUCGGACGUGCAGCGGGGGGCUCCCUGGGAGUCCCCCCAACCGCGAUCGCCGGCAACCGGGUAAGUAGGAAAAGACUGGAGGGCGUACUAUUACGCCCGGCGGCGUUUAGAGCCACUUAGAAUAGGGCGUAAUAGUACGCCCUCCAGUCUUAAGGGGUUAAAUAAAAGGUACACCCCAAACCCCCUGCCCACAGUCUAGUAAAAAGCUAGCAAUUUCAAAUGAUAGUGGGUGUGUAGUAUUGACAUGGAAAAAAACAUGUCCUGCACUAAACUCCCACUACUCUUGGGCGGCAGCAACAACCAUAGUACACAUCAGCCCCAAUACAUACAGUAAAAACCAAAGACAAAAGUUACCUGCACUCUCACCUAAAUCCCUAUGUAUAUUUAAAGGAUCACUAUAGGGUCAGGAACACAAACAUGUACUCCUGACCCUAUAGUGUUAAAACCACCAUCUAGCCCCCCUGUGCCCCCUCAUGCCUCCAUAAAUAGAGUAAAAAUCUUACUGUAUUCAAGCCUGAAGCUGUACAUCUGCAUGUUAGACUCAGAAAAACAAGCAGUCUACUGACAUCAUCAGAAGUGGUAGCCUGCUCCAAUCACAAUGCUUCCCCAUAUGAUUGGCUGAGACUGACAAGGAGGCAGACCAGGGCCAGAGCCAGCAUGAUUCAAACACAGCCCUGGACAAUCAGCAUCUCCUCAUAGAGAUGAAUUGAAUCAAUGAAUCUCUAUGAGGAAAGUUCAGUGUCUGCAUGCAGAGGAAGGAGAUACUGAAUGUUUGGGUGCAUUUUAAGCAGCCAUGACCCAGGAAGGAUCUCUAACAGCUAUCUGAGGAGUGGCCAGUGAACUUAUCACUAGGCUGUAAUGUAAACACUGCAUUUUCUCUGAAAAGACAGUGUUUACAGCAAAAAGCCGGAAGGUAAUGAUUCUACUCACCAGAACAAAUUCAAUAAGCUCUAGUUGUUCUGGUGACUAUAAUAUCCCUUUAAAAAAUUGAGGUUAUUUAGUUACUCCAUUAGAGGGAAUGCCCAUCUGCCACGUCAAAGCAAACCCCUUAGGUGGGUCCUACACUGACUAUUCACCUUGGUUCCUUGAGCUUCUGGAAAAUAUAUAUUUAAGACAGAAAGGGGUAAUUUUUUUUUUUUUUAUAUAAACCCAUCCAUGCUUACUAACCCUUAAUAGGGAACACAUGGGGUGGGCGGGUGCAGGACAAAGCCUCUUCUCUCUAAAAAGAACAUGACAGCACCGCUUAGGUUUCAAAGUUGCAUCUGAACAACCAUAAAACUUCUGGAACAAUAUUCUUUGGACAGACAUGACCAAAGUGGAGAUGUUUGGCCAUAAUGCAUAGCACCACUUUUAGCGAAAACCAGACACGACAUAUCAGCACAAACACCUCAUACUGAGGGAGGGGAUUAGGGCUUGUUUUUCAGUCACAGGACCUGGGAACCUUGCAGUCAUUGAGUUGACCAAGAACGCCUCUGUAUGUCAAAGUAUUCUAGAGUCAAAUUUGAGGCCAUUUGAACGACAGCUAAAGCUUUGUCAAAAGUCAUGCAACAGGACAAUGAUCCCAAGCACACCAGCAAAUCUACAACCGAAUGGCCCGAAAAAGAAAAUGACCAGCGGUUAAGGCCACUUGGAGAAGUCUUCUUUAGAUAUAAAAAGUACAAAGAAAUGUUCCCUAAAGAUUUUGAGGGCCUAUGGAACAAGUGGCAGACCCCAAGUAGGGGAGCGAGAUUUUACCAAAUCUUUAGAACUGCUGUAAGUAUUUUGCAAAUAUCUUUAUCUAGGGUAUGUUUCUUCUCUAAGAGACCAGACAUUUAAGAGUUACUUAGAUUGUCUUUUAUCCCUACGUUCUAAAAUAUCUUUUUGCUAAAAGGAGAAAGGACAGGUUUCUGCUGGAGAGAGAUGGUAUCCACUGCUUGCAAUGGGUGUCCAUUGACUGAUUUAAAAAAAAAAAGAAACCUUAGACUUUUCCUCUCAGUUUCCAAACAAGUGCUAGGUUUGAAACAGAUAUGGAAGAGUUCCCAUGUCAUAAGGAGGUUAAAUUGCCAGCAUCCUGAGAAUGUGGAACCAAGGAUGUUGAGAAUAGGACCAGAUGGUUAGGACUGCCACUCUUUGUCUUUUAAUUUUCUUUAGGAGGGAAAAUAUGAGAGGGAAAGGAAGGAAUACGUAGCACACACUUAAAAGCCACACGCAGGUCAGGAUGUCCAUGCACUCGACCAAAGGACCACAGAAUUGAAAGAAAAAGCUCUGCACAUGAUGAUUUCAUGGAAGAUGACGUCAGGUCUAUCUGUGAUAUACCCAACCAGUCAUCAAGCAACUUUUCCUGGAGAGACACCAUUAUCUGGAUACAGCAUAAGAUAUGCUACCUGUUUGAAUUGACCUGGGAAAAAAUGACCAUAAGACCCUAAAGUUUCUUUAGCACCCAACACAUGAGAAGAUGGAUGACAUAAUCAGCUCUAAUGACCUCCUUGAUGAUUCAGAUAGGCCACAAUUGAAUUAUCAUCUAUUUUGACCUUUCAACUAUUUUUGGAAGAGACCAGGUUGGAAGCAGAGAAGUGCUUUGUAAAUUGACAUUUGUCCUUGUUCAGUCUGGUGGUAAAGAUGGUCCAAGGAAUUCUCUCCAAGAUUUAAACCAUUGAAGAGUUUUUCUUUGAUUUUCCACCAUUUUGGCUUUCUUUUCCAUUUCCUGAUUCAUGUUUUGAAAGAAGAAUUGGGCCAGGAAGGAUUUUUGAGGGAUUCACAAUCUCUGUUCUACUGAUCUUGUGAGACCUAUUGUGGAUAGAAGACUUGCCAACAGGCUCACAAAUUCUCUUUCAGGAACUGCUGAAAGAGGAUCUGAUGAACAUUUCUUUGGAGACAAAAACCUCUCUUUUUGUAACUAUCUCACUGACUGUUCUAUGGUAUUGAAUUGAACACACAAGUAAAUUUUCUGGGAUGGAAUCAGAUGACUCUUCUUGAAACUGAUGUUCCAGCCAUGAGCUUACAGAAUCUUCAUAACCUGUCUCGUUGUGUUUCCAUGGUUUGCAAAUUCUCUAUCAAAAUCAGGGUGUUAUAAUGGAAGAUAGAAAUCCCUAGAAAAUGAAUUUUUGCAACCAGGAAAACUAAAAUCUAGGAGAAAGUUCUCGAUGCCAUAUUUAGACAAAUCCAGAGGGCUCUGAAAUGUAACUGGGGCUGACCCACAAUACAUUUUAGCACAUUUUAAUAACUAUUGGUGAUUUAGGAAAUAUAAAUUGAUGUCUAUUGACUCCAUAAAAUCAUCUGGAGACAUUUUUAUGAUGGCGUUCAAGGAUUCUGUCUUAAAUUGUCUUACAGAUUCUGUAUUUAGCUUGUUAAGGUCUAGAAUUGAACACUAUUCCACUGAAACAUGUCUUCAAACCCUUUCUUCUAUAUGAAUUGGAUAGAAGACUUGUUCUCUCGGAAGAUUCAAAAUAAAGUUCAGUUUUUUUAGAUCCUAUGGAAUCUGUAUACAUAAAAGCAGAGUUAGAGGGACAGAAGAGAAUUCUAGAAAGUAUCCUUGUCAAAGAUUUUUUUAUAACCCAUGCAUCUUUUGUUAAAUAUUCCAGACCUCUUAGAACUGGGAAAAAAAACUUGCUUACUCUCUAAAAGCCAGGGCAGGGAUGUGGUGUGAAGGCCAUUCUUGUUACGGCCAACUCAAGAAUUGGAUACAGUUCCAUUCCAGAAAUGGUCUCCGAGGAAUUUCUUGCCAGAUCUGUAGUUCCUGUCAAAAAAAUAGGCUUAGUUCUGUUUCCUACGGGAAGAAAGCAUUUUGCAGCUCCUAAUGCUUUCAUGUAGAUGUUUUCUAAAGAAAAGGAAGGGGGACAAUGUUGUCGUUUUGGGAAGCCUGACUAUAUAGCUGCAUUCAUUUUUAUGCACUUGUUUCUCACAUUAAUAUAAUUUAUUGAGAAUUAAUUCCUUGUUGGUCUCGUGCAGAGGAAAAGGAGCACAUCUCAUUAGAACUUUUGCCAAGAAAGCUCCUCUUAGAUGGGUUCCUUGAGGUUCUUUCUCACAGUCUUAAUUAAACGCUUUACUCUCUUGUUUAAAGAACUGUAGAGAAUGAGGAGAGUUUUCAUGCAUGGAUGAAUCAUUGUCCUCUUUAAAUACUGGAGUAAUAUCACCACUGGAACUGGAAUCAUAAUAAAUCAGAAGUAAAGGAUCCAUGAUGUCUGACAAGUUCAUAAAUACAUUCUGGUACUGCUUCAUUGAAGAAGGAUAAUACAUAAAGGAGAUGUACUUGCUGUGCCUGCAGCUGCUUUUGAACUUGAGGAAUAUAAGCAAAUGCCCUCCAUGGCUCCAUUCUUUGAAGAGAGGGACAUGUCUAUUUCUUAUAAGAGUCUGACUUGUGAGGAGGCCUGGAAUGAACAGCCAAAAGUUAAAAAGUGGCUUACCUUUAACCUCUGCAAUGCAAUGUAUUUUGAGAAUGACUUGCAAAAUCCAUAGUUUACACCAGGCAACUGAAAUAAACAAAUUGAAAACAAAAUUCUAGAUAAAAAGCCAAAAUAAACCUUCAGUAAAUUAAUAAAGUACUUAUCUAAAUAAUUGUCUUUUUAAGAUUGCCAUUACACCAAAAACAAUCCCCUAUAAUCAGAAGCAAACAAAAUCUUUAAAUAGUGAAAGUUGAUAACAUUUGCACAAUUAAACACACGGCAAAAUAGGAAGAAAAAAAAGCAACAAACAGACUAAACUUGUGAAAUGUGGAUCCAAUAAUUUUCUCAGAACUCGAUGCAGAAAUGCCCAAGUACAUCCGUUUAUCAGCAUACAAUGCCCAAGGAAGGGUAAACCCAGACAUUUGUUUCUUGUUCAGUGAAUUUAAUACCUAAUUGAUUUAAGUUAUUGUAAUUACUAAAUGCCUAUUUAACCAUUGCCUUGGCUUAUUGCUCAAUUGAGUAUCUCUCGUCUGCCUUGUAGCGCAAAGUAAUCCAUCAGAUUACCUUGUUCAUCCUUGGCUAGAGACCUUGGUUCGUGUUUCUGACUACUCUUUCGGAAUGUCUCUAAGGGAACCUUUAGGGGAUUGCCAUUGGUAAAGUUUCAAUUCCUGGGUUUCCAUAUGGAGAGAGCCUGAAAAAGGAGCUGGAAAAAGGACGUGUUCCUUUAAUUAGGUAGCAUUCCUGUCCAUAUUGAAGUGGGAGGUGUUAAAUCCAUCCAAUUUUAUUUUAUUUAUUUAUUUUUUUAUAAAUUCUUUAUUUUGAAUUUUUCAGUAAUAUGGGGGUUAGGGUACAGAAAAGAAAACUUGGGAGCAAGGAUAAUUUCACAGAGACCAUGAGUCGCAUUAGUGUGUUACAAAACAGUCAUAAAGAAGAGGUAAUUACAUAGCAGUUUGUUCCGUAACUGUUGCGGUCCUUCGUUGUUGCUGUAAGACUCUGGUCCCGUUUCCGAGAGAGGGUUCUGAAGUUUAUUUGUAGAGGGGUAUAACAUUGUGUUGCAAUAUAUUAUAUUGUAACAGCUAUAACAAGAUUAUUUUUGGUUCGUAUGUUACAUAGUUGUGUGCGUAGUGUGCCGUUCGUUUCAGUGUUUGGUCGGUGUGUUUAUGAGGUUCCCUUCGGGGAGAGUUAGGGGUACCAUGAGGGAAAAGGGGGGGGGGUUUGGUCUGGUGGGGGUACUAGUCCUAUUGCCUAGUGUAUAGACCUGUUGUCUCCUGGUGUCAUGUAUCUUGGCAUGAGCUCUAUUAGUGUGUGGGUCCUUGGUGGUUGGGUGGUGUUGGUCUGAGGCCAAUUGUGGUCCUUCCCAUGGACUUUAUAUUUGAUUCUACUUGGGCUGUCACCUAGAGUAGGGUGUGUUGGUCAGGGUCUCGGUAGGUGUUUCCUGAUCUUUAUUUUAUUUUUUGAAGCAUCUCUUAUUAAAAAUGCACAGACCACUUAAAACUGGAAAAAAUUUAAUUUUGCUCCCAUUCCAAGUCUGAGCUGACGUCCCAGCAAGGUUGUUUCCAUUUACGUGAAGUGCAUCCCUUGCUGUGACCAACUCGAGAACUGGAUACACCUCCUUUCCAUAACCGAUCUGAGGAACUGCUUGCCAGAUAUGUUCUGCCUUUAGUGUCUGUUACAAUAGGAAUGUCUUUUUGUUGCUUUUUGUAGGGUUUAUUAACUAAACACCAAAUUGCAUUGAACUCGAAACAGAAGCAUUUUGAUCCAGGCUAAUAUCUCUUUUGAGGCAAUUUAUCACCCUAUUUAGAAAUAUAUUUCAUGGUUAUUAUACAAUGUAAAAAGAAAAUACAAUUAUUAGAAUUUUUUUUUUUUUUUUUACCUUUUGUGUUCUUAUUGUCAUUUCUUUCUAAAUAGCAAUCUAUUGUGACUUGGCUACUUUGAUAGCUGGGCCCAUACAGUAGCACUAUUAUACACUAGUUGAAGUUUACUCUCUGCUGCAAUUAUGUUCAAUCAAAUGCACCAUAGUUCUGUAUUAUACUGCUUAUCAGUGUAAAUGUGUACACUAGCAGUCUAACAUUGUAUUAGGCCUGGACAGAUACCAAGGGCAAGCCAUUCACGUGCAUCUUAUAUUUUUGCAAAGGAUGAACUAUUUUGUACCUGGCUGUUUGAUUUUUGGUAUUUGGUACUCCAUAUAAAUCGGGUGGGGGUAAGGCUGCAUUUUUCACUGAGAAAGCGGUGGUAUCCCUUAAGCAUUUGAUUUGUCACCAGUGAUCCACUAAUAAACAGGCUGCAUGUAUAUCUGUGUUUUGUGUUUUCCUUGUGUGGAUUCAUGUUCUACUUUGGAUGCCAAAUCAUAAACAGCUUUUCUGUAGAAAAUAAAAAUAAUAUAUACACACACUCUCUCUCUCUUACAUUUUCUGUAAUGAUUGAGAACGGCAGAAAAAAAAUUCACAAAGUAUAAGGCCAACAUGUAGCACUGCAACUAAUUUAUUUUGUCUGCCAGUAAUAGUCUUAUCUUCAUUGUUUCACAACACCUCGUUGCACAAAAUGAAUCAACAUCCUCACCAUGAUAAUUAAAAGUGGGAUUUCGCACCACUGUAGCCACUUUUCGUCUGCUCGGCACAGCACUGCUAAAAAAAGAAAAAGAGAGAUUAAAAAAAAAAAAAAUUUUAAUUUUUCAUGUUGGGUGUUUAAGUUGCUGUGUGCAGUAAUUGCAGAAAAUUCUCUUCCAGAUCCAGAACCUAUCAACUUCAUCAGAGGAAAAUGCUCUGUUAACCAAUGCUCUUGCAGCUUAUAGAAGACUUCUCUCUUCUCAGCCGCCAAAAGGUAUGCCUAAGGAGCAUGGGUAAUCAAUUGCUGCUGCAAGCCUAUCAUAUUAAAUAUCUGUUUAAAGGCUACAUUUCCUAGAAUUCUCUGUGAGCUAGCAGCUGCAAAGUAGUACAAACUGGGUGUUCAACCAUCAGUCUUCAAGUUAUGAAGCCUACAUCAGUGUUAAUUUUGUCGACUAACAAUUUUAGUUGACUAAAAUUUUUGAGAUUUAGUCGACUAAAACAAAUAUGAUUUAGAUGACUAAAAUACAGUUAAAACUUAAAGGGCAUUUUAGUCAAAAGACUAUAAAUUGAAAUGUUAUGCCAAAAUUAACACUGCACAGAGGGGCUGGGGAAGGGGCAAAAGAGACAGAUGUUUCAACUAAAUAAAUUAGAUUUUAAUCGAGUCGACUAAAAUGUACUGGAGAUUUAGUCAAUUUAAACUAGACUAAAACAAUUCAGAUGACUAAAAAUACAACUAAAGCUAAAAUGGCUUUUUAGUCAAAAGACUAACACUAAGUUGAAAUUUGCCGCCAAAAUUAACACUGGCCUACAGACUUCUAGUGUGUGGCAGAUUUUCUUUAAAAAAUAGUGUAUCGAUCAUAGAAUAUUUGAUUUGAAUUUGGGAUGAUAAAGCAGAGAGGAAAAGAAAAACCUCCCAUAGAGACAGAUUUUCAAGGUCUUCAUAGGGUAACAUUACAGCAAAUUAGUAGGUAACGCUUUGUCUAAUCUUUACUGUACUAUAAAUGAUUAAUUUUAUAACCUGCAAACCUGUAUAAGUAUAUGAAUAAUUUAAAUAUAUCUUGGUAUGAUAGUAAUUUAUAUUAAUCUAUCAGGUUUUGAGAAAUACUUUCCUAAUGGGAAAAAUGGCAAGAAAUUAAAUGACUCUAAAGGAACUUCAACUGAAUUAAAAGGUAAUUUAAUACCCUUUUUUCGAGUGCUUUGUUUUUUCCCCUCCUCUUUUCUUCUUAUUUUAUUAUUAUUAUUAUUAGCAUUUAUAUAAAGUCAAUAUAUCCCAUUUCACUUUACAAUUUGGUAGUGGUUGAUAUAAACAGAGGUAACUAAAUAUAUGAACAAGAGGUGAAGCUGGCUCUGCUCGAAGAGCUGAUGAUCAAGAGAUUGUGAAUUGGUUAUGCAUAAAAACUGUUGCAGUUAAUGUAGCUUUUCUGGCAUCUUAUCUAUUCGACCCCAAACUAUCUGUUACUGCUCCUCUGUUAUUGCCAUUCUAAUUUGUCCAACAAAUUUGUCACUACCAGUGUACUGAGGCAGAAACAUGCAUGAAUUAUUUAACAAAAUUUACAGCCAUGCUCGGAGCGCUUCUUCUUGUUUGUCCCUAAAAUGAAAUUAUAGGGUAAAAAGCCUUUAUCUGGUUAUUCUAUUAGUAUUUAGGAAAAUUAUACAGCGAGCAGCAGAGCUGAAGAGCACUGCUUAGCCCAAGAGAAGGUAAAUUCAAGGUCAUGACUUUAAUAAAGACAGAGAGGCAAGUAUCAUGCUUAUCACUUUCUUCUACUCCCAAUAGCAGCAAAAAGUAAAAACAAAACUGUAUAAUACAUUGUAAUCAUCAUAGUAUAAUACUAGGGAAUGCACAGUUGGAAACAUCACUCGCUCUCCACCAAUUAUCUCUCAGCAUAGUCUAUAAAUAAGUCUCCACAAUCUAGCAUCCUCUUUCAUUGCUAAUUAUUAUUUUUUCCGUAGCACUGUACAAUGGGUGGACUAACAGACACAUAAUUGUAACCAGACAAAUGGACGCACAGGAACAGGUUGAGGGCCCUGCUCAAUAAGGUUACAUGCUAGGGGGAGUGGGGUAUAGUGACACAAAGGGUAUAAGUAGGUUUAAUGAAAUGGGUUGCUAGAAAAGUAAUCACUGGGAACUUAUUUUUUUUUUUUUUUUUAAUUUGACAAUUUUUAUUGUUUCGUGCGGUGGGGGUACAGAAAGGAAGCAGGAGGGAGGGUAGGGGGGUGGGAACUUAUUUUUGACCGUUGCAGAGAGGAGUCAUGGGGUGGGGGGUUGAAAACCGAGUGGAGACUGUCUGAAAGUCUAACUAGGAAGUCUUGGAGGCGAGUAUCCGAUGUGGGAGUACGGACAGAGGAUAGACGUAGGUGUUCGGGAGAGUGCAGGGAUGAACUAUACCUAAUCUUCAGAAGGGAACAUACACUCCUCCCAUCCUUUGGCAAACAUUGCGUCAAACCCAUCUGCUUUUAAAAAAGGGUAUCAUCUAAAUGCUAUGCAGCAGUUAUGGACAGGACUAAUGAUGCAAAGGUACUCUAUAUGAUAAGAUGGGAAAAGGACCUUCUUAUCUCGAAUGGCACAAAGCAAUCCAAUUUACUAAGAAAGGAUCCAAUUGCUUGUCCCAUUGGGAGGCAUGUCUCAAAAUGCUGAUGCGUUGGUACUGAGUACCUAGUAAAUUAGCAAAGAUUUAUGAAGACUCAAGCCCAAAAUACUGGAGAUUUGGUACUCUCAAACACCUACUUUGGUACGGUGAGAUGAUACAGGCAUUCUGGGCAGAUCAGUAAAGUAGCAUCUGACAAAUUACAUGCACACAUCCCCCAUAAAGCUGAAUGUUUUAUCUAGGCAACCUUCCAGCCCAGGUUAUUCUACUAAAUCUUCUCACUGCAGCUAAGACCGGUAUUGCCUUUCACUGGAAGAGCCCGGUAGCUCCCUCACUGGGGGAGGAUACCCAAAGACUCAACUCUACUAGCCUUUAUGAAAAAAAUGCUUAAUUUUGCAAGGAAAAUAUACAGUAUGAUAGGAAAUGGGGUAGUUGGGCAAAUAUACAGAUAUAAGUGCAAGUCGGCUUCAAUGUUCUUGGUGCCUACAUAUAUGGUAUCUUGGUCACACACACACAGUUACAGGCAGACUGUUACACACACACAGUUACAGGCAGACUGUUACACACACACAGUUACAGGCAGACUGUUACACACACACAGUUACAGGCAGACUGUUACACACACACAGUUACAGGCAGACUGUUACACACACACACAGUUACAGGCAGACUGUUACACACACACAGUUACAGUUAGUUAUGCACGCACACACAGUUACAGUUAGACAGUUAUGCACGCACACACAGUUACAGUUAGACAGUUAUGCACACACACACAGUUACAGGCAGACUGUUACGCACACACACGCACACAGUUACAGGUGGACAGUUACGCGCACACACACACACACAGUUACAGGCAGACUUACACACACACAGUUACAGGCAGACUGUUACACACACACACAGUUACAGGCAGACUGUUACACACACACAGUUACAGGCAGACUGUUACACACACACACAGUUACAGGCAGACUGUUACACACACACAGUUACAGUUAGUUAUGCACGCACACACAGUUACAGUUAGACAGUUAUGCACGCACACACAGUUACAGUUAGACAGUUAUGCACACACACACAGUUACAGGCAGACUGUUACGCACACACACGCACACAGUUACAGGUGGACAGUUACGCGCACACACACACACACAGUUACAGGCAGACUUACACACACACAGUUACAGGCAGACUGUUACACACACACACAGUUACAGGCAGACUGUUACACACACACACAGUUACAGGCAGACUGUUACACACACACACACAGUUACAGGCAGACUGUUACGCACACACACGCACACAGUUACAGGUAGACAGUUACACACAGUUACAUGCAGACAGUUACACACACAUGUUCAUAGCUCCGCCCCCUUAUUCAUUCCAUGCUCAAUAAGGUGUAGUCAGUUCUAGGUUUGUUACAUUUCUUUAAACAACUUUACUUUUGAAUUUGGUAUGCUCGGGUUUCUUACACUAAAUUGCACUGUUUUUUUUGUCUUUGCUUUUAUUGGGAGUAAAAGAAAGAUAUUGGCAUAAUAUAAGCCCCUGUGUCUUGUGAUAAAAACUGUUUUUGUUUAUCAAAUAUCAGUACAAUAUUCCAGUAUUAUCUGUUUAGAUGCUAAAGGCAAUGGAAACCAAGCAAAGCGCAAUGAAAACCAGCAUUCGUCAGGAGGGGGAAGUGACUCAACUGGAGGGGGCAAGAAAGGUGGAAAAGGAGGAGGAAAGAAAGAGGACUCCACUUGGUGGACAAGACUGCAGAAGGUUUAGUUUUAAUUCUCUUCUGUAUUCACCUAAUUGAAGAAUGAUUAUAUUACUUAGUCUAUGUUCUUUGCAAUGUUCGCAGUGGUAAAAGUUGCAUCAGAGACAAAAAAACAAACAAAUAAACAAUGGUUAUAUUGCAUAAAUCUCGCCUAGUGGGUGGUCAUAAACGCUUCUGCUAAAGUUGAGAAAGACAUUUGAUAGCAAGUUUCCCUUGCAUGCACUUAAUACAAUUGCGAUGAAAAUACACACCAUCUGGUAGACAGUAACAUUGUGCUAGUCAGUUACCUUAACCCCUUAAGGACCAAACCUCUGGAAUAAAAGGGAUUCAUGACAUGUCACACAUGUCAUGUGUCCUUAAGGGGUUAAAACACAAGGUAAGUUGCUGUACAUAACUUUAUGACUUCCAUGCCAUGCACUUUGGAAUGGCACUUGCACCAUUUUGAGGAUGGUAGCAACAAACUCUGACUUGGCUAAUUGCUUAGGAUCCCAAAUUUGAGCCCGUCUCUGGAGCAUGCUAAUUUCCAAAAAUUGCUACAGCUUUAAUGUAUUUUACAAAUUUCCUUAGUUUUCUUUUCCACCUAUUUUGGUUAUUGCCUAUGAUGAUCUUGCAAUGUUUCCUUUUGAAUAGGUUUGUGAUUUUUUGGCUCUUUAGGGUGAAAUACCGUGGGAUGAUAAGGAGUUCCGCUUUUACUUUAUGGCAAGUGCCGGGUUAUGGGCUGGUGUUACCUAUUACAUCUUCUUCAGGAAGUCUGGCAGAGAAAUCACUUGGAAAGAUUUUAUUAAUAACUACUUAUCGAAAGAUGUGGUGAGUCAACUGGCUGGUAAUUGUAACAUGUUCAGUAGGUGUCUUGUAUGUGUACGCUAUCUUCACCAUAGAAAUCAUUAAAGUGUUGCAUCUAAAAGAGAGGGCAUAGUAAUGCACGUGGUGAUGAUUAUUAUACACGUGUGCAAAAAUUAGCAUUUUUUUUUUUUUUUUUAGUUCAAACGACUUUUAUUUGUGUCAUCGAAAAUGUACAGUGCAAUGGGAUAGCAAAAUAGGAGACACGCAGAUCUCGCAAAAUCGGGAACCGCAAUAUGAUUAUAAAUGAAUGUAAACCUAAACAAUAUUAACAGUUAGAAGGUAUUACAGUAUCAGUACAUGCAUUCAAUAUGCAGACGUCUGCAUCUUAUGGUCGUACAUUAAGGGGUGAGUGUGUCACCUCUGGGUGAGCCAGGUAUUGACUGUGUAGUACGUGGCCAAGAUUUGUCUGUUAUCAUAAUGAUUGCAUAUAGCCUAGGAGUAUCUUCUAGGCAGGUAGGGGCCACUAUAGCGUCUGUGGUAUAGCUAACCUGAAAGUUUAAUUCGAAGGGGGGCUCAUCGUCCCAUAUAAUAUUGAUAGAUAGUGGGUUUCCAUUGGGUCUUAUUACCUUUGACCGCGUACACCUCGCGCAGGUCCUGUUUUGACGUACGGGUGAUAUGAUCAGUUGGGUCAGUCUAGAGUAGUGGGCGGUAGCAAGUUAGCGGAGCAUCCGUAUAACACCUGAGGCCCAAGCCUGCCAUACCCUCCUGUUUGGCUGUGGUUGAGACUAGUGCGCAGUGAGGUCAGACUCUUGCGCAAGGGCAGGGAAAGAGAGCAAGUGGUGUAGAAAGGAGAACAUGAAGACAGAGGAGGAUGGGGAAGAGAGAGGAAAGAUUUAAAAAGGGGGAUCCCGAGGAGCACCAGCGUUGUGCCUGUGGUAUUCUUGGAUCCGUGGUGUUCCGUGCAGUUCGGCGUCACCAGCUCUGGGGCGCGGUUGGAGGGGGGAGGAGAGGGGUAUCCCUCAUAGGCCACGUAGGCCAGCCAUGGCCGCCACCUCUCAACAGGUUUCUCCUCCAUACCUAUCAACGAGGCGUGUAUCGAUUCCGCCCGUUACAUCCAUAGUCCAAUCGUCGGGGUUACAUCUUGCUUCCAGUGCAGCGGAAUCAACGCCUUGGCGGCGUUCAGCAGGUGUCGGAGUAUGGAUUUUCUAUAUACCCCGAUGGUGUCUGUUGUAGAGUGUAGGAGAGCUACCUCUCUGUCGAAUCUGCCGUCCGUCCCCAGUAUUUCCUCCGUUCGUCGUUUGACCUCGUCCAAAACAGUGUAAUGCGUGGGCAUUCCCACCAGAUAUGUAAGAACAUUCCUCGUCCGUCUCUGCAUCUCCAGCAUGUGUCGGGUACCGCCUGGAAGAUUCUGUGCAGGCUAUCGGGUGUUCUGUACCAGAACGAUAGGAGCUUAUAAUUGGUUUCCUGAUAGUUGGAUCUUUUCCCAUUGAGUUGCGGUGAAUGAUGUACCUAGAAUGCGUUCCCAGCGUCGGCGAAAGGUGUCCGCGUUCUCCAGGUGACCUACAAGGAGGUGUUGGUAAUGUUGACUUGGCUAGGUUGUUCCUUCACAGUGCCUUAAAGGCAGGUCCCUAUGUAGGGCUUCUCUGUGCUAUAGUGUUUGGUAGAAAUAUUUAAUUUGUGUGUAGCGGAAGAUUUGCAUUGUGGGUGGUUGGUCGUUGUCUAUGAAUUCCCAUAGUGGUAGUAUGCCUGUGUUAUUUAGCAUCUUUAUAGAUGGGGAGGGAUUCUCCACCAUCUAAAAUACUCCAAGAUGUCGGCGAUAGCCCACCUCCCAUCUGGGGGUUAUAUGGUAGCUGUUGGAGACAGCUGUGGAAUUCUUCUGAUGCUGUCCCACGUUUUUAGCGUCUGUGCCACAGUGGAGGUGCAGUCUAGGGCAUCAGCGGGGUCUCUUCAAGUUCCAUACUGUAGUGAGAAGUGACGACCCCAUGUGGUUAUCUAGUUCAAUCCAUUGUUUGUGUGCUGGGUGAGUAUGCCAUUCGAAGACCCGUUGUAGCACUGUAGCAUGAUGGUAUUUGCGGAGAUCCGGGAGUGCUGUUCCACCCCAUGCUCGUGGCAGGCAUAGGAUUUCUUGUCUGAGUCUCGCCUGUCCCCCACUCCACACGAAUCGUAUCAUAGCGGUCCGAAGCGAUUGAAAGUAUGCUGUCGGUAGGGCUAGAGGUAUUGUUUGGUAGAGGUAUAGGAUCCGGGGCAGUAUGUUCAUUUUCAGGAUCACUAAACGGCCGAACCACGAAAUAUAUGGGUAUGACCACGUCUGUAAGUCUCGCUGUAUUUUUUUGUAGCAAGGGUAGGAAGUUCGUCCGAUACAUGUCUCCCAGAUCCCUGUUAAGUGCUAUGCCCAGAUAUUGCAUGUGGGUCGGGCACAAUCUGAAUGGGAAUUGGUGCUUUAGUAUGUCGACUUGUGUUGGUGAGGUCGAAAUGUUAAGUACCUCACAUUUGGGUAUGUUCAGUUUAAAUCCCGAUAUAUCUCCCCAUAGGUCUCAAAUGUUGACAUCAAGUGUGGUAGGGUGGUAUCAGGUUUGUUUAUAACAAAUAAAAGAUUGUCUGUCUGCAUACGCCACUACUUUGUGGGUAGUGCCCUUGUCGGAGAAUCCUAGAAUCUCAUCUGAUCUGCGCACUACCUCCAGGAAUGGUUUGAGGGUGAGGGCGAAGAGCAUAGGGGAGAGCAGACAUCCCUGCCGCGUUCCGUUCCGGAUCGGAAAGGGUUUGGUGAGUGCACCGUUCACUCUUACUUUGGCACUUGGGCAAUGAUAUAGCACUCCUAUCCACUUAAUUAUGUUCUCCCCGAAGCCCAUCUACCACAGCGUAGCCAUAAGGAACGACCAGUUUACCCGGUCGAAUGAUUUCUCAGCAUCUGUGGAGAGUAAUAGGAGGUUGUCUUUCGACCGCUUCGCCAGGUGUUGGAUGGAUUGGACCCUAAGAGUGCUAUCCCUGGCCUCACGUCCGGGUAUGAAUCCCGUCUGAUCUGGGUGGACCAGUUUCGGCAUUAGGCCUCCGAUCCUGGUGGAUAAUAUCUUGGUCAGUAGUUUUACAUCCACAUUGAGUUGGGAGAUCGGUCUAUAGCUGCUGCAUAAUUCGGGGUCUUUCCCUGGCUUCAGGAGAACCGUGAUUGUAGCUGCCAGUGACUCCUGGUGGAAUUGAGCGUCCUCGAUGAGAGCGUUGAAUGCAUUGGUAAGUUUUGGGAUUAAGAUGUGUUGGAAUUUCUUAUAAUAUUCUAGAGUGAAGCCGUCAGGGCCCGGCGCUCGAUCUGUUUUAGCUGCUUUGAUCGCUCCCUCAGCCUCCGCCUCUGUUAUCGGUACCUCCAAGUCCUCUGAUUCCCCUCGUUGCAGUCUUGUCCCCACGUAGGUUUCAAUGUAGUUCCGCAUUUUUUCGUUCCUAUCCGCUAUCUCAUUUGGUUGUCGGUUGCGGGAUAUUAUAUAGUGAGUAGUAGAAUGUUUGAAAUUUCGAGGCGAUCUUAUCCGGAAAUUGAGUGAUUGUGCCAUCAGCUUGCCGUAGUCUGUUGACCUGGGCUAGUCCCUGAGGGCCUUUAAUCAUCCUGGCCAGUAGCCUCCCACCUUUGUUAGCAUGUUGAUAAAAGAAGGCCUUCGAGCAUUGCAAUGAACGGUAGUGACGGGUCGUCAUAUGUGUUUGAAGCUGUCUCCGGGCUUCCAGUAGCUCUGCGUAUGUCGACUCGAGGUGUGAUCUUUUAUGCUGUGUCUCGAGUGUAGAUAUGCGUUACACCUGGCCGGUUAUUUGUCGUCCAGAUUCUUUUCUCUUUUUGGAAGCCAGGUGCAUCAGUGUGCCUCUAAUAACGCCUUUAUGUGCCUCCCAGAUCGUGGUUGCGAUGUGGUCUUCUGGUGCGUUAAGCGUAAUAUGAAUUGAGUUCUUCGGAGAUCUGUUCCCUUACUGUUAGGUCAAGCAGUAGCGAGUCUUGGAGCCUCCAUGCCCACAAGGUUGGGCGCAUCCUUGGGGAAUCUAUAUCUUCAGAAUGACUGGUCCAUGGUCGGACCAUUGUGCAGCUCCUAUCUCCGCUGUUUGAAUUGUCGUUAAUUGUUCUUGUUGCAUAAAUAUAUCAUCUAUUCUCGAGUAGCGUUUGUGGAUCGUGGAGUAGUGGGUGUAUUCCCUGUCGUCGGGAUGCAUUGCGCGCCAGCAAAACACCAGUCAAAGGUUCCGUAAGGAUUUCAGUAUAUUUCGGAGAACACCUUGAGUUAUGCAGCUGUGUCCCGUAGACGAGUCGGUGAGAGGGUGUAGUGGUACGUUGAAAUCUCUGCCUAGGAUCAAGGUUCCUUCUGUAAUGGAGGAGAGCCUGAGGAGGGUUUUGCGUAUGUAUUGGGUUUGGUUAUUGUUUGGGACGUAGAUUGUUGCGGAAGUGUAUCGUCUAUCUUGAAUAUCUCCUUUAAGGAAGAGGUACCUGCCAUUUGCAUCCGACAGUCUGUCUGCUUCGCGGACUUGUAGCUUCGCCUCUAGGAGGGUAGCUACCUCCGCCCUGCGGGCUGUUGGAUGGUUACUACAGGCGGUAUUGGGACAGUGCUUACUUUUCCCAACAGCGUUCUAGGGUCUUGGAAUUCUAAUUCCACUGCCUGGGUAUUUAGUUCUCAUCUACAGUACCUUAAAGGUCUGCAUUCUUUUGGUUUUUUUCUUAUCUAACACCUAUCUCCACUGAAGCUCCUUCGAUCACAGUUAUGUUCAGAUCGGGUGCCUGAGGGCUUCUGCUAUACAUACUCUUGAAUUCCUAACAGCCACGAGGUUAUCUCUUCACUCCUUUUGGUCUGUUGACCUUGGAAGAUACAACUUUGGUCGCAGGUUUUUUGCAGUGAGAUUUGAGUCCAUUGCUUUUGGAUAUCCCAGUUGUAAAGCACUGCCUCUAAUCUGAAGGGAAAACCAAACAUUUUUACUUACCGUAAAUUUCUUUUUCCAGAAGAUUAGAGGCAGUGCUCCCUUCCCUCCUCCCCCACCUUCUCCCUCCCCUCAAAUUUGUUCAUAGUCUGAGUGGUACGGUUAUUCGGCUUUUGUAAUUUCUGGGGAUGUCUUUGGUAGGAAGCAAUUUAUGUUUUUUUUUUUGUUUUUUUUUGUUUGUUUUUUUUUAUUUGAAAAUUAUAACUUGGUUUAUUGUGCAAAAAAUAUCAGAGGAUCGACGUUUCGACCUCUAAAAGGUCUUUCUCAAGAUCAGAAAAUUGCAAACUAUAGCCGUGUGAGCAUAUACAUAAAUCGAAUAAAAACUUAUCAAUAAUGUGAAGUAAAUCAAAUAAAAACUACAAGAUUCUAAAUGGUGACAAUAUACAUAUUAUCAGGGGCAUUGCUAACUUCCCAAAGAAAAACUCCAUAACCCUACACUAAAAUUCUGUGUAAACUUUGCCAACUAUGCAAGCCAUGAUAUCACAAGAAAUAGCCGGAAACAAGAACAUAGUGAAUUGUCAGGUAUUCAUUACAGUUCUGCCUAAACACUCUACAUAAGCAAUGAAAAGUGGUACAGUGCAGUUUCGCAGCCCAGCCCCCCUCCCCCAAUAUCUGUCACCUGGGUGCUAUUAUUCUAUCCCCUUUAUUAAUGUGGAGAAGCUCUUUUUGAGUUGGUUUCUCCUUUAAAAUAAUCUAAAAUGGCCACAAAAAAAAAUCUUUUCUUUCUAGAUUAUUCAGUUUUAACAAUGUUGUAUAUUACUUGCAUUUCCCCUUUUAUAAUGUUUUAUAUAGUGAAUAAAUAAUUGUGAGUAAUGUCACUUUAGCGUUUCCUUUUUUUUUUGUUUUUGUUUAGGUAGAUCGUCUUGAGGUGGUGAAUAAACGUUUUGUAAGAGUCGUCUUUACACCAGGAAAAACGCCUGUUGAUGGGGUAAUGUUACUUCUUUAUAUUUUUAUUUUUUUUUAAACUUAAAGGAACACUAUAGUGUUAGGAGUACAAAACUGUAUUUCAAACACUAUGGUGUCAGUUUGCCUCUGCGCAUGUGUGGCGAGCAUUGCACAUGUAUAAGGGCUUCCCCAUAGGAAAACAUUGACUCAAUGCUUUCCUAUUGUGAUUUGUUAUAUGCUGGAUAUCCUCAUGCAAAGGGGGGGUCAGGAGAAGGGUACACAGCACAGAGUAGUGUUUUUAAAAAGAAAUUAAAAAGGGGGUUAAGCCUCCAGUAGUCUUGAGUAUUGCUCCAGGAGCAACAAUCUUCAAAAGCUGAAGGGUUUCUGGACAAGAGAACACCUGGAUCCAGGGGGACAAAACCUCCAGGUCUGCAUUGUCAUGAGUAGUCACAGUCAGUUUGUCCAAGUCGUCAGAUUUGAAUAAUUGUUAGCUUGAUACCUAGCAAUACAUUGAUUAAAUCAAAACAUCAGGAGGAUAGGUUCUUUAGAAAAGUUUAGUAUCAUCAUACAAAAUGUAUGCAACAUAUAAAAUCCAGCGCACUUGUUCAUUCACUAAACAGCAAUUUCAAGUCUACCAGAAAGUAAUGGUUUUAUUUAAAAAUGCCUUACCUAGGCAAAAAAUUAUGGGGGGGUUUAGUUACAAUACAUGAUCAUACAUUGCAUAAGCCUGUUACAACAUCAAUGUACUCCAUUCUUGGCAGGUUCUACUCUAACAGCCUAAUGCCUGCUCUUGUGAGAUUAAUCCACUUAUUUGGGAAAUUCUUCCUCAUGAUACUCUCUGCAGGUCAAGGCUAAAUAGAUCAUUUAUUGUAACUAAACCCCCAUUAUAUUUUUGCCUAGGUGAGGUGUUUUUAAAUAAAACUAUUACAAUCUGUGAGAUUUUACAUCAUUGUUUAGUGAAUAAGCGAGUGCGCUGGAUUGUGCAUUUUGUAUGUUGCAUCUAUUGGCCCCAGCAGCACCCUAUAAUGUAUGCAUGUUCACUGAGUGCAGCCCUCUUGGUUUUAUAUUUAAAUAUUUUUUGUGGGUUUUAUAUUUAUAUAGUUUGUGGGGUUUUUUGGGGGGCGGGGUUGUAUAUUAUAUGCAAAGCUAAAAAGAUUGAAAAGGUACAAUUUUGUGCAGUCAUAAUCGUAAAUUGCAUAGCUGAAUCUGUGGAGUGUUAUAGAAUGAACAGAUGAAUAACUAAUGCAUUCAUUUUGUAAAGCAGAUUUGUACAUUUCUCGUAUUCUGAAUUCCCUAGUUUAAAGAGCAUCUGAAAAUAAAAAGUAUUAAGUAUGUAAUGGAUAUCUCCUUCCUUUUUUUUUUUUUUUUUAAAGUCAGCAUUCAUAUUCUACCUAUUUAGAAGAAAAAAUAUGCAAAAUACACAAUGAUAUAAUUAAAAGCUUGCAUAGUAUGCGAUCAGUCUGUCGGCACCAAUUUUAUUGACUCAGUUUAUCCAGUGUUUUUUGCACUUUCUUUCUCUAACCCUUUUAAUGUUUUGUUUUUUCUUGCAUUGCACUGAAUGUGAUCACCAAGAACUCUGUCUAGUUAGAUGGGAACAGUUCAUGAUAUUUUCCACUCUUGUGUUUUUAUUUUUUUUUAUUUUAUAGCAAUAUGUCUGGUUUAAUAUUGGCAGUGUGGACACCUUUGAGAGGAAUUUGGAAACUGUGCAGCAAGAGCUUGGUAUAGAGGGGGAGAACAGAUUGCCUGUAGUGUAUGCAGCUGAAAGUGAUGGGUAAGAUUAAUUGUAUUAUUCCAGAUACAGCAAUCAGGCUCCCGUUAUCUGCUUGUGUUGCACAUUGUGUGAUUUUCAAAGUUUUGUUUGUUUUCAGAAAAUAACCUGUCAACAUAUAGAAAUCGUUCUUUGUGAAAAUAUAGGAGUUUGCCCUUCCUUCCUUUUCAUUGUAACUCUUGCAGCAUAUCUCCUUAAAGGACUGCUCUAGGCACCCAGACCACUUCAGCUUAAUGAAGUGGUCUGGGUGCCAGGUCAAGCUAGGGUUAACCCAUUUUCUAAUAAACAUAGCAGUUUCAGAGAAACUGCUAUGUUUAUUAAUGGGUUAAGCCUUCCCCCAAAGCCUCUAGUGGCUGUCUCAUUGACAGCCACUAGAGGCGCUUGCGUGCUUCUCUCUGUGAUUUUCACAGUGAGAGCACGCCAGCGUCCAUAGGAAAGUAUUGUAAAUGCUUUCCUAUGCGACCGGCUGAAUGCGUGCGCAUUCAGCUGACGGGGCGGAACGGAGGAGGAGAGGAGGAGGAGAGCUCUCCACCCAGCGCUGGAAAAAGGUAAGUUUAAACCCCUUUCCCCUUUCCAGAGCCGGGCGGGUGGGGGCGCCCUCAGGGCACUAUAGUGCCAGGAAAACGAGUAUGUUUUCCUGGCACUAUAGUGGUCCUUUAAGGACCAAACUUCUGGAAUAAAAUGGAAUCAUGACAUGUCACACAUGUCAUGUGUCCUUAACCUCUUAAGGACCAAACUUCUGGAAUAAAAGGGAAUCCUGACAUGUCAUACAUGUCAUGUGUCCUUAAGGGGAUAUAGUCACUGGUUUGUCUGUUAAUCUAUCUGUCUCAUUCCAUCAUUGUUCGUUUAUGUAGCCGGCCUGUCAGGCAUGGCCAAUGAAGUCACACAACUUUUUAUACAAAGCUUACUAUUUAAAAAGUUUAAUUUUUGAAAGCAAACGGUCGCAUGUGUCUGGAGCUCCGGACUGCAAGGCUGAUAAACACCCUAUUUUCUGAUACCCAGACCGGACCAAAAGGGCCCGACAGCUCUCCUGGGAGCCCUGAAUCCAGAUGGGGAAAAAAACGAAAAAAGCAAGACAAGAAGCGCCCCGAAUGGUCAUGAACAUAGGAGACAUGUGGCGGCAGGCUCGUGGCGCUCAAGGGCCUGGGAUGGCGGCCAUUGCUGGGGAUUGCUCAGACCUCUCGGACGACUUUUCUUGUGGAACCGAUGAGGGAUACACACCAGCUACGGCGCUUCCCCCGCCGCGGAUCCCGACAACACAGCCAGACCCCGCUCCAGUGACGGCCGCACUCUUGAAAGAACUGCUGACGGAUUUACAAAAGAACCUCCAGGCAGACAUGGCCACGAUACGCCAAGACUUGAAAGGCCUGACUGGCAGGAUAGGAGCCCUGGAAACCACCUCACUCUCAGCCAAACAGCAGAUCACCACCCUCCAGCAGGAGGUCCGAGACCUGCGAAAACUAAACAGCUCAUAUGAAAGGCGCUUUGCAGCCCUUGAAGACUCCCGCCGUCGGAACAACAUCAAGGUCAGGGGGGUCCCCGACAACGUACCCGAAGCGGAGCUCCCGCACGUGGUAAGGAGACUACUUUCUGCCCUGCUCACGCCCAAACUGUCCAAAACACUAAUUCGUUAAAGGGAGAUACAAAGCAACCCUCCUAAAUGCACUGUGCGGCAACUCACCUUACUCCUUCGAAGGCAUGGACCUAACCUUUUAUGCAGAUUUGACUCUCUGCAGGACUUCCUAGCCUGUGAACAUAGUAACGUAAGCUUGAACAACUAGCCUGCAAUGUUCUCUAUCACCAUUGUUCCCUGUCUUACGCUAAUCCAGUUUCUUAUGUUUAUCAACAAUCAACCUAGAUAUAACUCAUUGUUAAGCGUUUAAAAAUUUUAAAAAAUGUGCAAAGUUUUUUCCACUGCCUAACUAACGUAAACCUUUGUUCAACUCGGCAUCCUCUGGCUAUUGUGGCACGGUGUGCUAUAUGUGAACUUCCAUGCACAAAUAAAAUAAAGAAUAAAAAAAAUUUAAUUUGGUGUGUUAGUGUGCUGUGUAAAAGAAGAAAGCUCCUUAUACAAAUUAACCCAUUGGAGUAGGAAUAAAAUAGUCUAGAACUUAUUUAUGUAAUUGUUAAACUCUGUCACUCUUGUUUCAUAGGUUGAAUUAGUUGUUGGCUGUUUAAUCACAAUGCUGUAUUGUGUCUAAGAUGCAGUCACAUAAAAAGUUGUGACAAUGUCCUUGUAACCCAGCUUUGGUUACCACGAUGAUCCACAGUAUUGCUGACUUUGCGUUCCGCUAAGAUGACCUAAGCUUUACAUGGCAAUUUUCUUUUCGAGCUGCUUGCUAGUGUUUAUGCACUAGAGCAAACUUAUACAUCCACAAUAUGUUCUGGUACACAUGAGGACAUAUCAAACGUAUCCAUCCACGAUAUAUAUUGGUAUUGUAAACAAAUAUCAGGAACUGAUGACGUUACACAUUAAUCAAAAUUCUGUGUUGGUGUCUCAGCUUUGACAUUGUGGACUAAUGCAUUAAGUUUCCACUAUGUCAGGUCUGGUCAAUGCAUUUAAUGUUCUGCUAAAAUUAAUAUGUGUGGCUCCAUACCGGCCUUCAUCCUGUUAUUCUUUUUACUGGAGAUUUAUCAUCCAUUGCCUAAUGCUGUCCCUGUCCUUUUGGUUAAUUGUUGAGACAUACCUUCAUUACAAUAUGAGUGAGACAAGGUUCUCGUACAGUGGAGACUGCUUUCGGAGGACAUGACACAAUCUGGAACUUGUUCUUUUCCUUUUUUUUAUUUUUAUUUUCUUUCAUAGUGCAAACAAUUGCAUUCCACUGACCAACCAACACCCUUUAGAAGUGGUCUACUGUUUGACCUAACCAUUUUGUUUUCUGAAUGUGCAACAUAAUACAUUUUUUUUUUCCAAUGUCUUGUUUUGGUUUUUUAAGAUAGUUUAGUUUGAACAGAAAUAAAGAUCAUAGAACAUAACAGCUUUCAUAAUACAGUGCAAAAGUACGAUACAUUUUUUCAUAAAUCGGUUGAAGAUUGCAGGGUUAUGCAACAUUACAUAUGGGAUUCAACACAGUGUGGUGAAAUGUACUCUUGUACAGUUGUUGGCAUUCAGAAUACAUAUGUGGAGGAGACAUUGUUAUUAUACAACACACAGAACUACUACAUGAAAAAAUGUAAAAUGUGCUAGACAUGCUUCACUCGGUGAGGCUUGUUAUGUCCCAGCUCAUGUGGGAUCCAAAAUGGAUGCUUAAGAUGUAAAUAGUGGUAUCAUCACCAACAUGCACUGUAUUGGUCCACUCGUUCCGCCACUUGCAGUAGAGACAAGCAACAAAACAAUUCCUAAAGCGAUUAGGAGAGAGAAGUGAGAGAGGAGAAAAAGGAAAGAAGAAAGUAAGAGAAGGUUACCCAUGGUCCAGAUAUAAGGUAUCAGGAUUUCCAUGCCUCUUAUAAUUACAUCAAUCACUAUAUGUCACUUGUGGUAAUACCCAAAGUAUAACACAUAUAUACAUAUCAUCAUUUUAUCGUUUGCUACUGUGUGUGUGUGUGUGUGUGUGUGUGUUAAUAAUGCUCAUAAGGAGAGUUAGGAAUGAUACUUUGUCCAACUCUUCCAAUGUUUACAGUGAGCACCUUCCUUGCCUCUUAGUUUAUAAGCCAGUUUUUCAAGGUGAUAUGUAGAAUCAACAUAAUAAAUUUUUCCUAAUUCUAUUUGUCUUCUGUAUUUGAUUAUAAGUUGUCUUUUUUUUUAAUUUUUUUUUUUUUAUUCUAGCUCCUUCCUUCUAAGCAUGCUUCCUACUGUCCUCAUUAUUGGUUUUCUCCUGUACACUGUGAGACGUGGUCCAGCUGGCGGAAGGCCUGGUCGUGGAAUGGGUGGUCUCUUCAGUGUUGGAGAAACAACUGCCAAAGUACUCAAGGAUGAAAUUGAUGUGAAGUUCAAGGAUGUGGCUGGAUGUGAAGAGGCAAAACUGGAAAUUAUGGAAUUUGUUAAUUUCCUCAAAAAUCCAAAGCAGUAUCAAGAUUUAGGUGCCAAAAUCCCCAAGGUAAAUGUUGACUAUUCAGUACUAUGAUAAAAUAUUAAAACUCUUCUUGGGAUUACUGCAUGCACUGUUCUAAAUGGGUUACUAAUAGUUAUUGCUAAAAUUAAAUGGACUGAUUUUCAUUGAACAAAGCCAGUUUUCUAAAUAUGUGUAAGCUGUUUAAUUUCCAGUUGAACAUAGACCUUGUGGUUUUUCAAAUUGUAACAUGGUUAUGUGAAAUGAAAGUGCUAGUUCAACAAAUGCGUAUUGUUGGGUGUUAUCCCAUGAAAUCUAUUUGACACUUGAUAUUAUCCUGUCUCACUGAUAUGUCAGUAAGAGAAUUACACUUCCUCUGUCUUUAUUAAAGCAGUAACCAGGCAUUAUUACAGUUCUAUAGGUCUGACCUAUAUGGAAAUCAUGGGAGACCAUAUGCAGGGCAAAAGUGAUCAAAUUCAAGAUAGAUAGCAUGGCUUUAUUGUGGGAUUUGGUUUAUUCUUGAGCAGGAUGAUAACUCUGUAUAGGCUUCUAAACUUUGUGUGUUAAUCUUACUGCCCACUAAACAGUGUUUCUUCUUGUGAUUCUGCUUAAUCAUAUCCUAGACUUGCUUUUGUAAAGAAGUUUUAAUUUGUGAAAUGUAUUACUGCUGUCUUGAAUAGAAGCUGCAUGUCAAAUACUAAUAAUACUAAUAAUGCAAUUAUUAACACUAAUGUUAGCAGCAGCAGCAGCAGCGAAUAACGUGGCACUAGGGUGAUAUUCUGAAUAUUUACUACCUCUUAUCCCCCCAAACUCACUCUGCUUCCUUAGAGGUUUAAUUUAAAUAAAAUAAUUUGUCGUAUGUGGCUUACAAUGUCUUCAAAGACAUUUUAGAUUUUUUUCACAUUGUAACAGUCUUGCUAUUCUUUAAUUUUGUGUAUUUAUUAUUUACUUAUUGUUUUCAAGGGUGCUAUUUUGACUGGUCCUCCUGGCACUGGAAAAACACUUCUGGCAAAAGCGACAGCAGGAGAAGCCAAUGUCCCUUUUAUUACAGUCAACGGUUCUGAGUUUCUAGAGAUGUUUGUUGGUGUUGGUCCAGCAAGGGUAAGUUGAUGAAUGCAAGGACCCCCCUCGGCGCUCUGUUAAUGUCUGAAGGUGGGAAAGGACUUGGCAGAAGUUCACUCGUCAAUAACAUAUAUUUAUCUGUAAAUGAAAAACAAGGGUCACUGUUUCCUCCUGGGGAUAACAUGGCUCUUUAUUUAUUGCUUGGGUAUAAGAUGUGAACCUUUUUCACUUUUCCCUGUUGGUAUAAUACCUCCCACAAAAGCCAAAUACCCCUACGCAUAGUCAACUUGUUAUAUGUUCUAGAAUACUGUUUAAAUGUUACUACGAUCACCACUAUUAUAUUUCAUUCUGUUCAUUUCGCAUGGUUAGGGAAACAUUCGUAUGCCUCUACAUUGUACCAACUUGUUCUGUGUUCAAGACAACUGUAUAAUUGUCACUACUGUUAUUACUAUUCCGUAUACCCUACUUCUUUUUUUACUGUUGUAACACUUUUGAAAAAGACACAUGCCUCUACAUGACACCGCUCUAUUUUAAGCUCAAGAUUAUUGUUUAAAUGAAACUACUGUUACCACUUUUCUUACUGUUUUGUCAACACUGUCUAUUUCAAAAAAUAAAAAUAAUAAAUAAUGUUUAAAAAAAACAAAAACUCCAAGAACAAAAAAUGGACAGUGGAGUGUUCCUUUUAAUUUAUAAUAAAUAUAAGGUCAAGUGGACUAGAGUGCAUGACUGGUCUUUAUUAAAGUUUAAAACCAACAGAGAGAAGAAGGAAGGGAAACGGAUUAAGGAAAGUGUAGUGAGAAGUGAAGUGAGAGGAAGGGAAGAGAUGAUGGUGAGUUAUAGAGAAAGGGUGGGGAGAUCCAAUAUAUUAUUGGAGAAAGGGUAAAACAAAACUGUAUUUUUGUCCAUGUAUUCAUGUUGUUUUGGUAUUAGUAUCACAAGUAGUAAAAAACUUAUAAUCAUUCUUGUCUUUUAUUCUAGGUGCGUGAUUUAUUUGUCAUGGCUAGAAAAAAUGCCCCUUGCAUUCUUUUUAUUGAUGAAAUCGAUGCAGUUGGUAGGAAGAGAGGACGUGGAAACUUUGGAGGGCAAAGUGAGCAGGAAAACACUCUCAACCAACUUCUGGUAGAAAUGGAUGGUAAUUUUUCUAUUACUCUUUUUCCUAUUUCACUCAGUGAAAUAUUAUCUCUAAACUCUUAAGUGCCCUUAAAAAAAUUUUCUCGAGUCUUAUUAUAUCUAUGGUAGUCGUAUCUUGAUAGACUUUACUUUAUCUCCUCCUAUAUUAACCUCCGUUACCGCCACAGUACUGUAAGUAUCCCUGAAAAGCUGAAUACCAACAUCAAGGCUUACAACUGACCUACUCUCCUAGCCAGACUUUAACGGUUACAAGUCACUGCAAGCCUGCAGCGUGCAUGGCACAUUUACCAGGACUAGAUUUUCACCUACCAAUGUGGCAAAUGGUAAUUUUGAAAAAGAUUAACCAUGGGUGUUUGUGGAUGACUUGCCUACUUUAAUGCAUGGAGGUUCAAUUUCAUUCUAUUGGGAUUAACUAAAUUGAAAAUGAUGAAUUGUUAAUAUUCUAGAGUUGGUUUUUUGUUUUUGUUUUUUCUUUUCUAUCUUAUUAAAACAUAUAGUACAGCGGGUUGAGCGACCAUCGAGCUAUUCAGUCAUGCUACACUUCAGCCUACAAGACACUAAAAAAUCACAAAAAAUUAAGUACUAUUCUUUCAGUUAAGAUACUUGGCAACAUAAAGACUACUAUGGGCAAGAGAAACAAGAAGCUGAAGCAGUCUGUUAAUGGAGGCACCAGAGAUAUCGGUGACCUGCUCUCUUGUGCAGGUAGCCCUAAGAUGGAUCCCGCAGAGGAUCUCCGCUUCCACUUCUCACCACAUUUGGACGCACUAGAUAUGUUUCUGCCUACACCAGACUACAAAGGGGACAUCCAAGAACUCUUCUCCAACAUAAAGCGUUUGUUCGGUGCUGACUUGAUAAUAAAAAGUAGGGAAAUACCCUGACGGGGCACAUUAAGUCCACAAAGGAGGAUGCAUCGGACCUGCGGCUAAAGCAGGCCCAGCAUGAUACAUCUCUAACCACUAUUCAAAAACCGCACCAGGCCAAGUCAAGGCCAUAUGGAUUCUCUGGAGACAGUGUUAGGUACUCAAACCUCAAGAUAGGAGGUCACUGCUGAGGAACCUCCUCAACAUGUAAGGUGUUUGAUUCUCACUAUACUGCCUCCUAAGAAAACCAAAGCUUUAAACAUUGAUAUAAUGUAUCACAAUGCUAAAUCACCUGCAGCCCCAUCUAAUGUUCCACAUGAUGUCAUUAUCUUUGCCACUUUCAAAGAUAAAAACAAAGUUAUGGCUUUGUUAAGGGAGAAAACUCUGUAUGCAUUUGAGUUAUCUAGUCUAACUUUCCUGCUUGAAUGCUGUUCCACACUUCACUUUAGACAAAACUCAAAACGGUUAUCCAACCCAACUCCUACAAGCAACAUGAAUCUGCUACUCUCGGGGGACCCCUAGAACCCUGCUGGGGGAACUUAAGAGCAUUACUCGCCAUGUACAGACACUUUAAUCUGCAGAUCUUUUCUUGCAUCAGCUGGACUUUCUUAUCCACCAAAAUGUUCUCAAGGAUUAACCUGGCACCCUGACAUAUAACGUGGACCCCAUAGUCCCCUUUAUGAAAAUGAAUGGACAUUCCUGAAGAAGCUUCAGUGGGUUACCCCCAAUCAUGGUUUUUAUGCCAAUGAGUUUUAUGGAUCCUGGAUUUACCCCUUAAAGUUGGUUUUUCUAUACCCCUGACCGUAGUGGUAUCUGUUCAAAAUUGAACUUAGUUUUGUUAUAAUGUGUUUAUAAUGUGUUUUCUUAUAAAAUGUUUACCUGUGCAUAUUUUUUGUGAUAUGUUUCAGACAGAAAAGAAUUUAAAAAAAAAAAAUGCUGUAAAUUAAUGACGGUUUUGUGUUUAUGUAAAUAAACCUGCUCAUGAGAUGUCUCUAAUCUUUUAUUGUUCAAUAGGGUUUAACACCACAACAAAUGUAGUUGUAUUAGCUGGAACAAACAGGCCAGAUAUUCUAGAUCCUGCCCUGAUGCGUCCUGGGCGAUUUGACAGGCAGAUCUACAUAGGUAAGUUGCAUGUUUUUGAUCAGGUAUUACAAAUAAUAUUAUAAAAGUGCAAAAUGAAUAGUAUUGUUUCUCAUUAAAGGUCCACCUGAUAUAAAAGGCAGAGCAUCUAUAUUCAAGGUUCACCUUCGGCCUUUGAGAAUGGAAAGCACCAUAGACAAAGAUAGCUUGGCUAGAAAAAUGGCAGCAUUAACACCAGGAUUCUCGGGUAAGAAUGUUGUGUAUUGUUAUAUAAUGAAAAUGAGAACAUAUUGAGGAUAUAAAAGGGACAAAAUUCUUUAAAUACAUAGUGAUUUUUCAAACUUUUAUAGUUGAUUGAGAUUUUUUUAAAGUGGAACGAAAAGCAAGUGAACAAAAGGGGGAUUUCAAAUUUAAGCUGGAAAGAUUCUUGAAGUAAACUAUGGUUCCAGUUUUGCCUUUUUGGCCUUUAUUUUUUAAAUUCACUUCCUGACAAUUGAAGUCCACAGUGAAAUUACCUUAUGACCUUUCCCUUUUCUUAUCUCUCAUUAUAACAAGCUCUUGCAAUUCAAAUGAUAUCUAAUUGCAAGAGCUUGUUAUAAUGACAUCUUUUGAAUGAGAAGAAACCUGCAGCAGGUGGUAGCUGUGAAGAAUGUCUCCUACAUAGAUUGGGCUGAGAGGUGUAGUUUGACUCUCCAUAUCUUGCCUGUUUAAAUUGUACAUAAUUCCCACAAAAUUAAAUGAAAAGGCAUCUUGCACUUCUAUACUCCGUCAAAAUAAGAAAACAUAACCUCUAUAAUUUAACUUAAAGACACGUGAUUGUUAUACAUUUUUUUUUUUUUUUUUUUUAAAUUCACAUUUUAUUGAAAAUUUCAAAGUGUAUAUAAACACCAUAUAACUGAAAAUAAAAGCGGUUACAAUUGAGAAUGCUCUUUAAAGUAAGAGUGUCUGCAGUUACUAGAGAUGCCUUGGUCUGCUUCUGAUCACGUCGGUUAUUUUUUUUAUCUACUGGAUAGCCAGCUUACAUAAAUUAGAAAUCAUAUAAUCAGUAAUGUAACAAUUUACCCUUUAUUUUUUUUAUUUAAAAAAAAAAAAAAAAAAAAUGAAAUCCUCUUGCCCAAGGAAAUGCAUUGAAAUGAUACACAGUGGGAGUGAUUUACAAACUAGAAAUGAAAACUAAAUUGCAGAAUUCAGUUGUGACUACCACUUGUUAGAACGUUUUUGUCCGUUAUUUUGGUCUACAUAUCUGUAAAGUUCACUGUUUAGUAAAUAAACCUCCGUUUUCCAUAUGCUUGUUAAUGAAAUACAUAUUAUUUGUUCCUACAAAGACCCCUGCAUGAAUUUCAUUGCUGUAUAUGUGAACUAAGACUCUUGUGAGAUUUUACUACUAUGUUAUAACUUAAUAUAAUUUGCAUUUUUAUUGCAUGUGUGGUUUUUGUUUGGGGGAGGGGGAGGGGAGAGGAGGGUGAUUGUUUUUUUUUUUUUUUUUUUUUUUUUUUUUUUUUUUUUCCCCAAAGCCAUAUGACCUUGAAAUCAUAACUGAAUCUGGAAUAUGAGUCAUACUAUUGUUCACUGCUCAGGUGCAGAUAUUGCGAACGUGUGUAAUGAAGCUGCCCUAAUUGCUGCAAGACACCUUUCUGAUGCCAUAAACCAAAAGCACUUUGAACAAGCCAUUGAAAGGGUUAUAGGAGGUAAGAAUUCUACACCUGUAGUAAAGGAACUUGCAAUGGAAGCGUAUUGAAAUGAAUGUGACUCUCUUUGACUAUUCUGCUAGGCAGGCUUAGUGAAUUUUUUUUCAAAAAAUUAAAGACUUUAAAUUUAGAAUUAUAAAUAAAAAUGGAAAUUACUCUUUUCUCCAUAAAGAAUGUCUUGCGUUAAAAAUGUUGUUUUUGGAAGAAUCUGGGAAGAGUUUAAUUAGAAUCUUAGUAAGGAGGGAUUUUCUGGUAAUCUCUCAGCAUUUUUGCAAUUAUAACUCCUUAAUCACCAGUCAUUUAAUUGAAAGAGAGAUUGGUUAUCCACUGGAUAAAUCAUGUAUAAACGCUCAUCUAUUACAACCUGGCAUGCAUGAUACCAGGAAGAACAAAGAGCUGUGUUUGAUAAAAUUAUUUUAACAUAUUAUUGAAGAGGUAAUACAAUACAAUAUUCAACUGGAACAAAAGAGGCCUUUCUAUUAUAAUUCUGGAGAGAGCCUUUGUUAUUCUUCAGUUUAGAAUAUAGCGCUAAAGGGAAACUAUAAGCUAGUAUUACAAAAUUUGUAUUCCUAGCACUAUAGUGCCCCUUUGCUUGCGCCCCCACAGCGCAGAAAGUAUUAAAAACCCUUAAUUCACUUACCUAAAUACAGUGCUGAUGGCUCUCGGAGCUGGGUCAAGCUCCUCCUCCCCCCGAUGGGGAGUUAAUGCUCACGCGAGCAGAGUGCCACGAUCGUAUUAAGACAUUCCCAUAAGAAAGCAUUGAAUAAAAGUGAUGACAUCUAGCGUCAGGUGACUAAAAGUCACCUAACAACCCAGAAGCGCAUUUAUUGGCUGUCUGGCAGACCGCAACUGUAGGUGGAGUUAACCCUGUAAUGUAAUUAUUGCAUUGUCUGAAUAACUGCAAUAAUUACAAUUUUUAACCUGCCAGGGACAGUGCACCCUAGACCACUUCAAUGAGCUGAAGUGCUCUGGGUGUCUAUAGUGUCCCUUUAAGGUUAAAAAUUAAACUGGUGCAGCUAGCAAUAAUGUACAAGUGUUCAAUCUAAAAACGUACUCUUUUUCAAGUAUCAUUCUGUUUGUUGAAAUAUUUUCUUGACCUUAUUUAUUGUGUUUUCAUCUAAUCCAGUGGUUCCCAUACCAGUCUUCAUGGUCCACCAACAAUCCAGGAUUUAUGUACCGUAUAUACUCGUGUAUAAGUCGAUCUCAUGUAUAAGUCGAGGGCAGUUUUGUGACCAACAAUUGUGAAAUAUGCUAUGCCUCGUGGAUAAGUCGAGGGUAAAACUUGGGACUAUGAAAUUCUGUGAUUUUAGAAUUAUAUACACACACACUCAUACAAACACACUCUGCAUUAUAUACACACACACUCAUAAACAAUCUGCAUUCUACACACACACACACACUCUGCAUUAUAUACACACAGAGUGUGUGCGUAUAUAAUGCAGAGUAUGUGUGUUUGUAUGAGUGUGUGUGUAGAAUGCAGAUUGUUUAUGAGUGUGUGUGUAUAUAAUGCAGAGUAUGUGUGUUUGUAUGAGUGUGUGUGUAGAAUGCAGAUUGUUUAUGAGUGUGUGUGUAUAUAAUGCAGAGUGUGUGUUUGUAUGAGUGUGUGUGUAUAUAAUGCAGAGUGUGUUUGUAUGAGUGUGUGUGUAUAUAAUGCAGAGUGUGUGUUUGUAUGAGUGUGUGUGUAUAUAAUGCAGAGUGUGUUUGUAUGAGUGUGUGUGUAUAUAAUGCAGAGUGUGUGUUUGUAUGAGUGUGUGUUUGUGUGUGUGUGAACUGGGUGGAAGGAGGGCAUUUAUUAUAUUAUUAUUAUAAAUUUUUUUAUUUUAAUAUUGUAAGUUUUUUUCUUUUCUUUUAUUUGAAUAUUUAAGGUUUUUAUUUUUUAAUAUUAAGUUUUUUCUUUUCUUUUAUUUGAAUAUUUAAGUUUUUUAUUUUUUAAUAUUAAGUUUUUUCUUUUAUUUUAUUUGAAUAUUUAAGGUUUUUAUUUUUUAUUAUUAAUUUUUUUCUUUUCUUUUAUUUGAAUAUUUAAGUUUUUUUUAUUUUAAUAUUUUAAUUUUUUUUAUUUUAAUAGUUUUUAUUGUAUUUUUUUUUGUAUUUUUAAUUUAAUUUUUGUCCCCCCUCCCUGCUUGUUAGCUGGCCAGGGAAGGGGGCUCUCACUCCCUGGUGGUCCAGUGGAUGGGCUGUGCAGGAGGAGGGGGCUGACAGUGAGAGGUUACUUACCUUCCUGCAGCUCCCUUCUCCUCCGUGCAGCUCUUCUGACAGCUCCCACUGGAAGUCUCGCGAGACUUCCAGUGGGAGCUGUCAGAAGAGCUGCACGGAGGAGAAGGGAGCUGACAGUAGCUGCAGGAAGGUAAGUAACCUCUCACUGUCAGCCCCCAACAGGACCGCCGGGCUUGUAAUGAGCCGGCGGUCCUUGUCUGUAUUAUGGCAAUGUAAAUUGCCAUAAUACAGACAUUAACUCGAGUAUAAGUCGAGUGGGGGUUUUUCAGCACAAAAAAUGUGCUGAAAAACUCGACUUAUACUCGAGUAUAUACGGUAUUUACUUUUUUAUUUUAUUUUUUUGUAAAAAUGUCAAUAAAAAUAUUUCUCCAUUUGCAACAUUGGGGCUAACAAAGGAAUCAAGGCACAUUUUUAAUAUGAUCCAUGGGAUCCUUAGCGGCUGCACGUAAAAGUAUAUUGCAUCAGUAGACUUGACCAUCCCCCACACCCCAUGUAUUCUUGCUUAAAAACAAAUCUCCCAUUCCUUUUCCAUAUGGACUAGAUAGAAGCCUUAUUAAAUAAAAGUACAUUGCGGAAAUUAUUCUUUCUCACCUGGCAACCUUGACACUCUUCUUUUAUAAUGGAUGUCCCUAGUGACCCAAGCAACAGCCAUUUUAUUGAAUCUUUGGUAUUAAAAUAUUCUAUUUUUCACUUCUGAGGGAGGAGCUAAAGGGAGUGGAUGCAGACACAGGAGCUCUGUGUAGAGCUGUCCUAGAAACUGCCUUGAAAGAUCUUCCUGAGCCCCCUAAAGCUUUCACCCCAACAGUUGUCAGUAGGCACUCCCUGACACCAUUGGGAUUGUUUUUUACCAGCACACUAUUGUCACGCUCUAUACUGGAUAAAAGGAAUGGGGAGAAGACACGGCAUUACACCUAGAAGCACAACUUUGUCCUGAUGUGGCGCACUCUCUAUUGCUACACUCCCAAUAUGCCUCCCUCCCAGAGGAAGCAUGUGAAAAUCCUUUACUAGCAUCCAUUAAAAAAACGUGGAGAUUGGUGAGACAGCUCCUAGGACUCCAAUGGCAAUACAUCAGAUAUAUUACCUUCUUAUGUAAUCCUCAGACCUUUAUCACUGCUUUUGGGGAUGUGUGGGGAUUGAAAAAAAAAAAAACUCUAGAGAUAAGUUAAAAAUUUUAUAAAGAGACUAACGAGUAAAUUCAUAUUUCUCCAUUUGCAACAUUGGGGCUAACAAAGGAAUCAAGAAUCAAGGCGCAUUUUUAAUUUGAUCCAUGGGAUCCUGGCUGCUGCACGUAAAAGUAUAUUGCAUCAGUAGAUCUGCCCCCCUUCCCUGCCCAUCCCCCACGCCCCAUGUAUUCUUGCUUAAAAACAAAUCUCCUAUUCCUAUUCCAUAUGGACUAGAUAGAAGCCUUAUUAAAUAAAAGUACAUUGCAGAAAUUAUUCUUUCUCACCAGGCAACCUUAGAUCAACUCAUUAGACAGAUCUAUCCAGUCCAAAAUGAAAUUCACUUUUGAAUGUAAAGAUUGGUACUUUACCUGGGAUUAAAACGGGCAAAACCCACCAUAAUAUAAUACAAAUCGUUUCAAACUGGCACCCCAAAUUUUGUUUCCCAUGAUGUUGCGUCAACUUUAUUGCUUCAAGGCUGCAGAUUUCAUCAUUCACACAUGAUUGGUUAAAGAGAGCAUGCUUAGUUCAGUUUUGAUUUAAUGUUAUGUUGUUUUUAAAGUCUCUUUUUAUUAUUUUAAAUUUCUCCAAAAAUGUCAUGCAAGACAUGACUCAUGACAAUGAAAGAGCCAAAAUAUUCCUUUUUAUACCAUAGGAAAAGGAAGAGCAUUUGGCAAGAUCUGUAUUUGUAAAGGAAAGCCCAAAGGAAUAAUUUUAGCAUUUUGUCAUUUCCAGGCUCCUCGUUGGCAUUUGCAUUUUUGGAUUGUAAUUAAAAAAAUAAAUGUGAUGCGUGCAUUUCUGUAGGUUUGGAAAAGAAAACUCAGGUCCUACAACCAGAAGAAAAGAAGACAGUAGCUUUCCAUGAAGCUGGACAUGCAGUCGCAGGAUGGUUCUUGGAACAUGCAGAUCCUCUCUUGAAGGUAAAAUGAUCUUGAGGCAAAACAUAUCUGGAUAGAAUGUUAAUAUACUCCUACCAACCAGACUCAGGAUUCCUGUUCCACAGCUAUUGUGUUUUAAACUUCUAAUCUCACACAUGGCAUGCUAUAUAUACAUAGUAUAGAUACAGGUAGUAGAAAAUGAGUAGCAAGAGUUGCUGUGUUCAUAGCCGUAUAAUAGCUAUGCAUUAAUACGUGUUAUUUUCUGACUUAGUUUGCGGUUUGUAGUAUGAACUAUGUUUUUGCCCUCUUAGGUGAUCUAUUUGGCUAUCUUAUAUGGUCAGAGGUUUCUUUGUGAGAUCUUGAGCAACAAAAAUGUGCAAAAUUAUCACAUAUUCUUUGAAAGGGCUCAGUGUACUUCUACUGUCUGAGUUCCUGUGACACCCUAAUAAAAUGCAGAACAUGUACAGUGGGUUUUAUUUUCAGUUUUGUUUUUUUGUUUUUUAAAUGUACAGACAUGGUGAUACAGGCAAUUUAAGUAAUAAGAGCACACAUUUCAGAUGUGCAAUUAAACAAUAGAAAAGCUGUAUCUAUUAUACCUAUUGUAGUUGUACAUGUUACACCUUAAGCAGAGCCUGGGUCCCAAACAGAACAUUAUCUCCCAGGACUCUCAGCUACCAAGACAAACUACAGCCUUAAGCAGGGGUAGCUCUUUUGGAUGGUCUACCUAAGAAUACCUGCAGCACUUAUUUUAUUCUUCUAUUUCUUAGUUUCUCUUUUUACUUCUCUCCCCUACAAUAUUACUGCUUAAUUAUUAACUAUGUACCUUCCAUGCUCAACCCUUGUUUUGAUCAUUGUUUAUUUUGUUAGUAUUGUGCCAAUAGUCUUGUCAAUUUAUGUCCACCAUUUAUGACCUACCCCUAAUUUUGUUAGUUGAGUUAUUGUGCCGAUAGUCAUGCUAAUUUAUGUUCACCAUUUAUGACUUACCCUUAUAUCUUUAAAUCUCAAAUGCUUUCUCCUUUAUUUUUCUCUUCUCAUUAAUUUCAAUUUCUCACCUCAAUCUGUGUCUUCCCCAUCCUUUCUUGCAAACUGGGUCCCAAACAGAACAUUAGCUCCCAGGAUUCACAGCUACCAAGACAGGCUACAGCCUUAAGCAGAGGUAGCUCUUUUGGAUGGCUUUCUGCCCAUUCCUCCCCACACCACCCCAACGAACACACUACAUUUAUACAUAGCACAAAUUACCUGACUUUCCAAACACACUAAUUAUGUCUCUCAAACCCUCAUCACCUGCUCAAUUAUCACACUCCCGAACUGCAACUCCUGAUCCAUCUCAUCUCUCAUCUCUCAUGUGACUUUAAGAUCCCACCUCAGCUAAUUUUGCAUAACUAAAAAUCCUAAUUUUCCUUCUUUAUAAUAGAAACUCCUUAAUUCUCCUUAAUGAAUGCUCUCCCUUAUAUUCUUUACUUUCACUCUCCCCUCUUUAAUGAGCAAAAUCUCUUUAUCCUUCUGCUCACCUGUCCCUGCUUACACCAUUUUCAUUGCUCCCACUUUACUUCCCUCUCUUUUCAUCCCAUGCACUUUACUUACACCUUUCUAGCCUAUCUCCACCAACCCUUUCUAAGACCUGUAAAUACAAACCCUCUUAGAAAACCUUUAUAUCCUAUUCAUUCUGCUCCUAGCAGCUGGUGACGUCUCUACAAAUCCCAGUCCCACCUCCGCUAACACACCACGUGCUAACUCCAGGAAUCACAAUAAUCUCAUACUCCUAAUUCUUGGGGACUUCAACAUCCCCAUUGACCUGCCCUUGUCCUCAGUAGACUCAAAACUACUUUCAAUGACUCCUGCCCUUGGGCUAUCGCAGUGGGCUAAGGCCCCCACCCAUGUAGCUGGCAAUAUCCUUGAUCUUAUUUUCUCUCAUGAAUGUACAAUCUCUAAUCUCUGCAAAACUCAGUUUCCUCUCUCAGAUCACCACCUCGUAUCAUUUGCUCUCAAUAGCCUCUUACCCGAUCAUCCUCAACCUAACCCCGCUGAACUAGGAAGAAAUCUUAAUUAUAUUGACCUCCAGCAGCUAUCCGCUAAUAUUGAUUCCCAACUUCUAUCCAUCCCUACUUUCUCUUGUCCUUUACCUGCUAUCUCCUCAUAUAACUCUACCCUCACCUCUGCCCUGGACGCUGCAGCCCAGCUCCAAACAUGCACCUUGAGGAGAACAUGCCUCCAACCGUGGCACACUAAAUCAACACGCUACCUGCAAAGAUGCUCCCAUUCUGCUGACCGCUGCUGGAGGAAGUCACGCACCAAGUCGGACUUCCUCUACUACAAAAUCAUGUUGCGUUCAUACAGCACAUCCCUUGCCCUUGACAAACAGUCAUACUUUUCCUCCCUAGUUAGCUCAUGCUCCCAGGCGUCUUUUUAAUACCUUUAGCUCCCUUCUUUGCCCUGCUGUUGCCAUCCCCCAAACUAACCUUACAGCCGAUAGCUUUGGAUGCUACUUUGCCAACAAGAUUGAACAGCUAAGCAAAUACUUCUCCCCACCUUGCCCCCUCUAUCUCUCAACCACACCUGGCUCAUGCCUUUCCUACCCUUCAGAGUUCUCCCAAACUACUGAACAAGAGGUGACUGCGUUUCUCCUUUCCACUCCCCCCACAACUUGCCUGCUUGAUCCUGUCCCAUCUAACUCUAUCAGAUCUCUCUGCUUUUGUCUUGUGCCAUUCUUAACACAUCUUCAACUGGUCUCUCUCUUCUGACGUUGUCCCUACUGCCCUUAAACAUGCUACUGUAGUACCCAUCUAAAAAAAAUAAAAAAUAAAAAUCCAAAGGGCACUACUCCAUACUAAUUCUUCUUGACCUCUCUGCUGCCUUUGACACUGUUGACCAUGUUCUCUUUCUCCAAACUCUUCAAUCACUUGGUCUCUGUGACACUGUCCUCUCUUGGUUUUCCUCCUAUCUCUCCCAACUUUCAUUCAGUAUCUCCUUUUCUAAUGAUACGUCCUCCCUUUGUACUGUCUCGGUUGGAGUCCCCCAAGGCUCUGUACUUGGCCCCCUUCUAUUUUAUCUUUUUACUGCUUCUCUUGGCAAACUUAUUACCUCAUUUGGAUUCUAAUACCACCUGUAUGCUGAUGACACUCAGCUAUACCUCUCCUCCCCGGACCUCUUCCCUGCCGUCCUGCAAUGUGUCACUGCUUGCCUUUCUUCCAUCUCUGACUGGAUGUCCUCCUGCUUUUUGAAACUCAAUUUCUCUAAAACUGAACUCCAUGUCUUUCCUCUUCUUCACUCUCCCUUCAAGUUAGUGGUACCCUCAUCAGUCCAUCCUUGCAAGCAUGCUGGCCUAAUAUCUGCCAUUAGUGCACUUUGGUUUCAUUUUUUUGAAUGGGUAUUGGGGUCUCUAGAGAUCAAAAUCCUCUGAGCUCGGUAAUAAUGGAUAUAGGCUUCUCUUCAUCUUCAGUAGAUUCUGAGAGGUCUUCUCUCACAGUAGCCACUGCAGGCUUUGGCCUGUUAAUCUGAGUGAGCAAUUGUUUAUUAAUUGAGGAUGGUGCUUCAAGACCAUUCCAUGCUGCUGUCAACCUCAUUCCCUCGCCUUUAUAGAGUAAUCUGGCAUCCUCUUGUGGAUAAUAUCCGCUGUGGAUGGGGUCUCAAGCGGCCAAUAUUAGGUGAAUUAAAACCACCAUGCUCAGAGCUGCAGAAUAUCAUGUCUAAGCAGCUCGAUGGUCUGGAUCCUCCCCUGUAUAAAAAAAAAUUUCUGCUAGAUCUGCAUGGUCAAGACCACCAGAUAGAAUCAAUUUGUAGCACAUUUACCUGUAACAUGAUAUGUUAUGUUUAAUACUGUUCAGUAUCUGUUUUAGGUUAAUUGUUGCAAAGUUUGGAUUGAAUCUAAAAAAGCGAGCUGUUUGGAGUAAAUAUGCAAAUACUGUAUUGCUUUAUACUUCCUGUUUACCUCUGACCUGGAUGUAGCUCUAUAGUCUAACAGGAUUCCUCAAACUAAAAGCUUGUAGUGUCUUCAUUGUUAUAACUGAAUCACUAUGCUUGUACCUGUAGUUAAAUACACUACUACCCAAUAAUUUUAGUGUUUGUGUUCCGUGUAGAUUAUAGUCAAUCUUUAUUAACCCUUUGGCCUGAGCUUUUAAAUUCCUACAUUUGACCUGUGUAUAUGCAGCAUUUCCAGCAAGCCCGUCCUUCAUCUGGAAACUUCCUAAAAGGUGUGUGUUGUCUGGGCACACUUGUUCCAGACCACUGAAAUUUCCCUCUGUGUACCCCAAGAAGGUGAAAAUUAUGUAUAGUUUAAUAACUUUUCACCUACACAUUUGCUUGUAAUUUGGCUUGAACAGUGUAUGAACAAAAUAUUAUGCCAAUCAUUUUAAGCAUGACUUGGUGCACAUUGGGGCUGUUGAGGCAUCAACACAUGUUGGGUGCAAUGUGUAAGUUAAGUUACAGUUAACCCUCAUUUAUUUGCUUUGUUCCCAGAACUGUUCGACUGGUCAAGAAUUGGGAUGUGCUAAAUAGCACUUAAAUUUUCCAACGUAUAUUUUAAAAACAUAUCGGUUUGUAUAUUUUGGAUAACUAGUCGUGACAUGGAACAUGUGUGAUUAAUUUCUGUAAUUAAAUUUGAUGUUGUAUUUCCAGGUUUCCAUCAUCCCACGGGGGAAGGGACUUGGUUAUGCACAGUACCUGCCUAAGGAGCAAUAUCUGUACACUAAAGAGCAACUUCUGGAUAGAAUGUGCAUGACACUGGGAGGACGGGUCUCAGAGCAGAUAUUCUUUGGGAGAAUUACAACUGGUGCACAAGAUGAUCUGAAGAAAGUAACACAAAGUGCUUAUGCCCAGGUAUGUACUUUAAUGUAUUUCCAUACACAAAUAAAGCAAAACCGGUUUGAGUCUGCUUUUCUAAUUUUAAUGUUGAUUGGUGUAUUACUGAGUAUCAUUGAUUUUAAUGAACUCACAGGCUGAACCAUGCCAACAUAUGCAUAAUAGUGCAACCCUUCUGGUUUUAGAAAACAUGUUUGUACCUUUUGCCCAUGUAUUUCAUUGUGAUCUGAUAUUGAUUGCUUUUUAGAUCAAUGUGGAGGUAACUGAGAAAUGAACUUGUCAUAGGAAGCAUUGCUAUAACGUGCAGUGAGGAGGAUCUUUUUAGUAUGUUGGCUGAUACAUAGGCAUGACUAGAUUUAGAUUGGGUGAUUGCCCAUCCAGUAAUACGGACCAGGCACAAGAAAUUUCUGUCCCUGUAACACAUCUCAUCUGUAGGCAAGCGUGCCUCUGUUGAACUCAAUGCUUGCAUAAGGGUGUUUCUGUUGUGAUUAGGUACCUGUAGUUCUUAAAUCACAGUUUAUUUCCCGAGUACCAUUCAUGCUUAAGAAGCUCCUUAGAUCUACAUCUGCCUGGCAUUAUGUGCAUCCUCAAACUCUCGGUAUUUUUUAAAAAUUUUUAUUGCUGGUUGGUUCCAUCUUGUUGGUCCGUUACCAUAAUUCAAGCUGUAACCGGUCAAGAUGACAUUCUGCACUGCUUCUCUACAUGGAUUUAUAGGGAUUAUUUAAAAGGUAUGCUAAAAUGUGGAUUGGUGUUACAAUAGUACACCUCCUGUCUAGCGCAGACUGCACAGUUAUCAUACACAUUCUUUGUGUAAGCAUUUAGAACUUACUGAACCUGUCAUGACACUAAUAGGUUGCUUGUCCAUUGUAAAAAUCUAUAUGGCUACUAUACCUAUAGGUUACUGAUAGGAUAAAAUCAUAUAACCAAUCAGCCAUAAAAUUGGGAGUUGAUUUGAAACCUCAGAGAAUCACUGGGGAAGAAUUAUAGCCCAAACAGUCACUUAGUAUUCUGAAUACUUUGUGUUAUGAAAGUGGUUUAAACUAAAUCACCUCUUGACAAUUUGCGAUCUAAUUUGCUGUAAGUUGUAAGAAAAAAAUAAAAUGUUAAAAAGUAGGUUACUGUAGUCCCCAAUAUCUUUUUCUCACAUUAAGUAGUAACACAACUGAUUUUCAAAUGCAUCAUAAUGCUACACACAUGUAUUGCUGGACAUAUUGUAAAAAGCAUAUAGUUUUAGGUGACAGAGACGAUUUCUGUGCAUCAUAUCCAUACAUUUUUGGGGGAUUUUUUUCCCCUCCAUGCUCAACUAAAUAUUUCAGGCUGCUUCUAUGCACCUUAAAAGUGCAAAAUGUUCCGUAUCUAAAGGCUUUUUUGAUCUGUAGUGCCAUCCAAGAGAAGUCAGACAUUAAUGCAACCCAUUGCAACUUUUAUCCUCGUCAGAUUGUCCAGUUUGGCAUGAAUGAAAAAGUUGGACAAGUAUCCUUCGACCUUCCGCGCCAAGGAGAUAUGGUACUGGAAAAGCCUUAUAGUGAGGCAACAGCAAGAAUGAUCGACGAUGAAGUUAGGCUACUUAUCAAUACUGCUUAUGAGAGAACACUCGAGCUCCUUACAGAAAAGAAGGCUGAAGUUGAAAAGGUGAGGGUGCAUUUAUAUAAUAUUUUUGUUUAUAUGUUAAUCUAUUCAUUAUUUUCCUUUCCCAACAACAGGUGAUGUCAGAACUACUACAGAGCUGCUGUUGUUAUUAUUGGUAUUUAAAAGCGCCAACAUAUUCUGCAGCUCUGAGUUGGCUCCUCUCACAACUGCCAUUAGACCGAACUUCCUCCUAAACACACAAGGCUCCUUAACCCAUCCAUAUCACAAUCUAGUAACAAGACACAAUAGAAACAAUGCCAGUGUCCUGGAGCAUAAUUUCGCAAUGUGGACUUCCCAGCAUGACUGGCAAACCUCUGAUGGCAGGACUUGCCAUGCAAUGACACAUAAAAGGAAUCUGUGAAACAGGAUGGAGUCUUUUAACCAUCAUGACAUUUCUCACUUGACUCUAACUGAGAUCACAUUCUGCAGUAACAUGCUCCUCUGUAAUAACUGAGGAAGCAUUUCAAGCAAAUGUUUAAAUAACAUCAAGCCUGUCAGAUUUAUAGUCUAUGACAGACACACCCCAAAAGGCUUGUGGAGUGUUUCCAGUCUCUUUCCAUAUUUUCCUUUAACCUUGCACUCCCUUUAAAAAAAAAUUCCACUAUUCCAACUGCCAAUGUCACCCUGCUCCAAGAAAAAUCACUUGCCAGAUUGGAGUCAGCAGGCUUUUCUUUUGAUUGAUCAUCCAGCCAUGCUUCAGCAAAACAGAUGAUGUCUGUCUGAAAUUUGCCAAAACCAGCACAUCCUCCAGUUAGUGAAAAAUCGGAAUUCCAAUCAGCUUUAUCUUUGCACAGGAGUGAUGUUAACUUACCACACACUCAUAUACACUGCCCAAAUUAUGCCAUCCAAACGGAAAGAGAGACAGACCGGUAUGGGUCCAGGAAAGGAGGUCAUGCAAGACGUAACUCCAUCUUGCCCAUCUUUAUCUGCUACCAUAUAGAGUUACAGCAAAUGCUCCCUGGCCCAGGAGAUUCUGUGGAUGGUAACCAUUUGAGAGAUGCAAUAUACUGCAGCUUUCAUGGGAAGAGUGAUUAAACUCCUCCAAGCCAAAGGACCUGAAGAGACCCCAUAAGCUGCCUUAAAAGAGGAGAGGGGAAACUAUUGAAGCCUUACACCUGUACAGGGAGUGUGGACAAAAAGAAAGACUAUGGUAUAGAGGGGUUAUGGGGCCAUUAUGACAUUAGAGUGAAGUUCUCUCCAGUGAGAGUUGUGGUAAGGAACUAACCCUGGAGUAGUGAGUAUUUUUUCAUAAAAUUAAUUUGUAUUGUGGUAAAAUAAAUUUGCAUUGUAUUAAUGUACACCCAGAUAAUGUGUAAUUAUUUUCCAAUGUUCAUGCUAUACUAAACUGACUGAACAGUUUGGACUCUUUGACAAAAUUUAGUUUUAACAGCCUCUUAACCCUUUAAAUGCACUAGUUAUUUUCUUUCCUAAAUGCAAAUCUAAGCAUCUGAUUUGGGCCCUAGUGUCUGUGUUUGGUUUUUUGGUGUACUGAGCCUGCAUUGUGGCUUGUUUGCAGUAUAAUACUCUCAUUUAAUCAGACACUUGUCAUUUUGUAGAUCGCUCUUCGGCUUUUGGACAAGGAAGUCCUUGGUAAAAGUGAUAUGGUGGAGCUACUGGGCCCCAGACCAUUUGCUGAGAAGUCUACUUACGAAGAGUUUGUGGAAGGCACUGGAGGCCUGGAGGAAGAUACCUCCCUUCCUGAAGGUCUGAAAGACUGGAACGUAGACCGUGAGAAGGAGAAAGAAGAAUCUUCAGAUGAGCAGAUUGCCAGGCAUAUAAGUGGAAAGAUGCCAUUUUGAUUACUUUUUGACACUGGACAAAAGACACUUUAUUUUCAUAGGAAUUUGGAGCACUUUUUAAAUAAAAUGUAUUUCUCCUGAAAUCUCGACUGUAUACAUAUAUGUGUAUGUGUUUUCCACACAAGUAUGAAAGACUCUGCAUUAUUAGUGUCCAAAAGAAAAUGAACCCUUUCAGAAUGUAGCGCCAUAUGACGCAACCACUUCACCUCGAUCUUAUGUGUACUAUAUAGUAUUUGGGAUGGUGGCUUGUGGGUAAAUUAAAAGCUUAUUUUCCCCCCAUAUCAUAUUUAAAACGUUAAUUCAUAUCUCAAAAUGUAGUUGUGCUUAUAAAUACAAUUGCGUUUAACUUUUUCAUGUCCCCUCAUAUUCUUUAAUAUGCAAAAGAAUAGAGAUCAGAUUUCAAAAUGUAAUACUUAUACAAAUAUUUAAACUAGUAACCCAUAAAUCUUGAACUAAAGUAUAACCAGGUACAGUUAAAGGAGGAACUGAAAAGGGUAAGAAACAAUUAAAAUAAAUUACAUUAAUAUUACAAUAACUUAAAGGAAAAGCAAUAAAGUUUUUUUAUUUAUUUAUUACAUAUAGAUAUUCAUAUUUAAAGAAAAACUAGUAACAAAUCCACACUAUCUUGACAAAUUGCCUAAUAACCUUUAGGUUUCCAGAGACUAGUGGCAUGAAAAGGCUACCAUCCCAUCUUUUACUUUAUCACUAUUAACCAAUCUGAAGCAUGCAAUGAAAAAAACCAAACAGAUUAAAGCUGCACAGGUAUAUUCCAAAUAUAGUUUGGUUUUUUUGUUUUUUUAAACCCAAGCUCUGUACUCCAGCAGUGUUCCAGGCUCCCUGUCCUGCCGCUUUCUGAAAUUCUUCAUAAUGGAAAGCUCAGCAGUGGUGCAGCUGACUGGCUUAGAUCAUCAGCUGAUUGCUCUACGUCAAUCAGUGGAAAUCCUGUUCAAUUCUCCAAAUUUCCUGGGUCAGAGCGGAACAGUGCUGGAGAACAGUCUUGGCGGUUAAACAGAUUGUGAUUGGUUUAACUUUUGAUAAAGUUGUUAUGGUGCCCAGAGUGUUCCUUGAAUGGGAGACUCCACUGCCUAAAUAACUUUUUUUUUUUUUAAAUCACUGUAUGGUACAUAUAGCCAAAAUAAAAAUAUGCAUAGGUUUAAUUAUUCAUUUUGGGGUAUUUCCCUGCAGAUCUUUGUAAGCCCUCCUCCCUCUACACAGCCCUGAGAAUCUCCAAUCACAGGCUUUCCAUGUCAAUGAGAAGUCUUUAGGCUACAGUUUCUACUCAAAUAUUUAUGUAAAAUGAAAAAAAAAAAACUGUUCACAAAUAAAGCACUUCAGCAAGCUUGGAGUCCUUGAUGGGUCUGGAGUGUUCCUUUACGUUAAAGAUUUACUGGAUACAAACUUGUACAACUACUAGUUCAGGUAUCAUAGUUCAUACAUUGAAUAUGUGUAUUGAAAGCGUUGGUUUUGGGAAGUGUUCAACUUUUGUUUUCUUUAUAUUUUGGUGUGUUGGCUCAGGACAUCAGUACUAGGAGGGGAGGUCACUAAUGUGAAAAUUAUCAGGUAUUCAAAUUGAAUUUCAAAUCUAAGGACAAAAUGGAUAAAUUCUCCAAAAUCAGCAAUUUUGGCCUAAAGCUUGAAAUUCACUUAGAAGUUCCAACAAUUCUCACUUUAGUGAAUAACCCUGUUUGAGUGUCUGUUUAUGUGCGGUCACAUAUAUCUUUAAUAUAUUUUAAUUGAAGUGUUACAUUACGAUUUCCUUGUGUAUAUUUAUUGUGGGCAUUUGCAUGGAAAGUACAUGAUGUGUCUGUCCGCCACCAAAACACCUUUUUGUGUCCUAAAACAAGAGUUAAGCACUUCCUUGUAUGUAUAAAGUCCUGAAAGUGACACCUUUUCUGUAUUAUAUCUUUGUGUUGUGUCUCAGGGUAUCUGCCAUUGAGAAUCUUUCAAGUCACAGUACAGAAUUUAUUGACAUUUAUAGUCCAAUAAUAUGAUGGUGGAUCAUGCAAAGGAGUAUAGAGUCGACUAAAUCUGCAGGAGAGACAGAGAGUAGGUCCUUGUGACCGAACACUAGGACAGUUGAGAAAUAUCUGUUCUCCCCCAAUAGCCUAUACCUGCAAUUAUUACUAAUGUACUUGCAGUCACUUAUGUAAUUGGAAUAUCAGUAUUGAGUUAUUGGCGACUGCAUAUACCUGGUUACAGAAUCAUAUUUAAAAAAAAAUAAAAAAAAUCUGCACUUAAUAAUUGCAUAACAAAUGCUUGAUGAAAUUCAAAAGUGUGCAUGAGUAAAGUGGUUCCGACAAAGCUACCAUUGGAGACAGAAGCGUUUUAUAUAUGUGGUGGGGACGGGGGUGUUUUGUUUGUUUCACCAAGUAUUUGCUGAUGAUCUUAAGGCCCUUUUCUGAAUUUAUGUAACUUUUUUGACAUGUGACACUCAAGUAGUUGAUUUUCUCUUGGAUGCUUCUACCCAUGUAUAUGUUAUAGUUUUAAUUUGUACAUGAAAGAUAAAUCUGAACAAUAUGAACUAUUUUACAACUAAAAAUAUGUAUUCCAGAUCCUGCACCUUUUUUUUAUUUUUAUAUCUGCGUUUUUCCAGUGUUAAUUAUAAUGGGAUUAUUGUUCCAGUCUAAAUCCUCUGCCUCCAAAAAAAAAUAAGAGCAGAUUAAAAUGUGACAUAACUGUCUGCCUUUAAAACAAUGAGCUUUUAUCAUUCGUUACUUUUUCAUUGCUCUUGAUCUAAUUUGCUGCUAGAGAUAAUACGAAUUUCUAUCUUAAGUGGAAACUCCUGUGCAGACAUGUCUGAAGGAAAGUAAUUAUUUGGUUAAUAUUGUAAGAAAUUUUGAAAUGUUUUAUAAAAGAAGCUUUACGCAUGUUUCUAAAAAAGUUGAUUCCACAAUCCUGAAUGUAUUGUUUUGUAUAAAUAUUUUGUUAAACUAUUAAAUUAAAUAAGUCUUCAUUCUGUUUUGGUUGACAA
This is a messenger RNA of Pelobates cultripes (western spadefoot toad), 50381 nucleotides long. Lineage: Eukaryota; Metazoa; Chordata; Amphibia; Anura; Pelobatidae. The record is from the annotation of a GenBank genome assembly.